AUAGGAGUUUGAAAUCGACGCGGGGCAGAAGUGGAAGAGAUGUCAACCACGACAGUGAAAGGGUAAACAAACCCACAAAAAAAUGUGUUCAAUUCUUCUAUUUUGAGAAGUAGCUGGCAAAUAUAAAUGUUUCACGUUUAAGAAGUAAAUUGAUCCGAUUAUCAUUUUCAGCUUUGCAAUGUUUUCUAGACAGUUAGCUAACGUCAGCUGGCUAACUUAGCUAGCUAAGCUAACGUCGCAAAACAACUUAACUAAAGUUAAACAACCAAAUACCAUUGCAUGCAUUGUUGUCUAGCCAGCUCCUGUUGUUUCAUAACAUGUCCGAAUUAUCCAUUUAUAAAUAAAACUAACGUUAACUUUAAACUUUUUGCAGGGGAAGAUGUGCACAUUCAUUGAUUUGUAUACAGAUAACGUUGGAAACAUUUGAAAAAACAUUUUCUUUUGGAAUUGACUUAGGAUUUUAAUAUAUUUAUUUUAUAUAUUUUUUUUACUCAGUCAUGUCUUUAUACUCGAUAUCUGUGAAAAAGCACACAUCUUUUUAUGACAAUUUCUUGACACCAAGGGUUCCUGACACAAAAGACCAAAAAGGAUCAAAGAUAAGCGUGGAGGAAGUUGCGCGAGGAACGAUCAAAGGGGACGAUACGAAAUUAUUGACAUUGGAUAAAACCAAGGAGAUAAACACUACCUAUGUUAACUCAGCGCUGUCAAAAAGCGGAGGUCAGAGGAAUUGCACCCCCGGUCGAGGUCGACUCACUCUACAGAGGAAAACGGGUGCAAACGGCGACAAAGCGAUGAGUGAAAACACAAUGGAAAUCACUCAGAAUAGGACACCUGUACCUGAGAAAAGACUGACGUUGCAACGCAGAACCAGGACUGGUUCAAUUGACAAAAGCGCAAGUAAUGACACCAGCAAAGCAACCGAGAGCUCGAGACAACGCUGUGUCAGCGGUACCGACACCCAUCAUUCCAAAGUUCUCUCAGAAUCAAACCCUCGAACGCCUGUUAGUGCAGUUGUAUUGCGGUCAUUCAGUCUGAGGGACAGCUCAUCUAGAAGUAAAUCAAGAGAAGUUGUUAAUCUUUUAAACACUCCAACUAAAGGAGUCAAACGAUUUGCACCAAAACAGCCAGCAACCCCGGGUAAAGUAGAUGUGACAAAACCAGAGGACCAUACCAGAACUUUUUCAACACCCACGAAAAAUACUCCAUUCGAGAAAAUCACGGCAAAGAAGGAUGCCUUUGAGAGGUUGGCUGGGAAAGAGAUCCCAAAGGUGGUGACAGUAAAAACGGUAGGCCUAGAGAGGCCGAAGACACAUGCACAGGUGACUGUGGAAGCUGCAAAGCCUGUUGCAACUCCCCAUACUAACAACUUUCUGGUCAGUAGUCAAAGAGCAAACGUGACCUCCACCUUGCCGCCAGGGCAGGUGAGAAAGAACUCAAUCCAUGGCGACGUGACCAUGGCUAGGUCCUCGACACCUGCCAUCUCCACCGAGCCUUUGCUCCGACCCAGUGCGAUGCUAAAGCACGAACAGGAUACCCUGAAAAUGGAAAACAGUGCAGUGACAGUUGCGGUCAGAGUGAGGCCAUUCAACACCAGGUACAAAUAUUUAGCAUCUGUUUGUGAUUGAUUGAUUGUUAAUUGAAAUCGCAUUCAGCCAGCUCUAACUACAUUUCUAGUUUGGCAUAAAUAUUGCCGUCUUUGAACUACAACAAUAGUCCACACUUGUAUUCACCCUACUAAUUUGCUUCUACAGUUAUCCAUAAACAGCGAUGUUAAUAAAUGAAAAUUAAAUAUGUAUUUCGUUCAUAUUCAGGGAGAAGAAAGAGAAAGCAUCGCAGGUGAUCUUCAUGGAUAACCAGGAGACUCUUGUCCAACAUCCAGACACCAAGCAGAGCUACUCCUUCGCGUAUGACUUCUCCUUCUGUUCCGUCGACAAAAGUGACCCCGGCUUUGCCAGCCAGCAGACGGUGUAUGAAAAACUAGCUAAGCCACUUCUGGAGAAGGCCUUUGAGGGCUUCAACACCUGUCUGUUUGCAUAUGGCCAAACUGGAUCUGGGAAGUCUUACACGUAAGACUCACUCACUCUCACUCACACACACACAACUUGAGAAGAAACACUCAAAUCGUAUAAUGUAUUGGUCUAAUGCAGGGUUGCCCAAACUCGGUCCUGCCCCCCUGGACUAAUGUAAUGUUCCUUUGUGAAGCAAGCCUAGUUAACUGGUUGCAUCCAUAUGUUCAAUUUGACUGUAUGUUCUUCCGUUACUCUCCUGCAGUAUGAUGGGUUUUGGGGAAGAGGCAGGUGUAACACCAAAAUUCUGCGAGGAGCUCUUCUCUAGGCUGUCUGCGGUUGAAAAUCAGGAGGUACCCUAUUAGCUAUUAAUUCAGAUAAUAUUCCUACCAAGAUGCACAUAUUGUUGACGCUGUUCAGUUAUCAUUCAAUGCAUUUUUUAUGUGGCUGUUGAUGUGUUACAGGUGACAUGUCAUCUGGAGAUGAGCUACUUUGAGGUGUACAAUGAGAAAAUCCAUGACUUGCUCAUCGCCAGGAAUGAACAAAACCAAAAGAGGUUGCCUGUGAGUAGGACAAACUGCCUAAAGAUAACCGAUAUGAAUUGAAACAUGACAUUGCAAUCCUGUCAUUUCUAUUGAAUGGUCCUAUGAACUGCAUUUUUUUCUGUGUAGUUUCUCAAUGCCAUUUUACAUUCUACAUCAAUGAGCUUAAUAAUGACCAAAUGCUCUGUUUUUGUAGUUGAGGGUGAGGGAACAUCCAGUCGACGGGCCUUACGUUUCUGAGCUGUCGACGUGAGCAAACUUAUUCUUUCCAUUUUUAACUUGUUAAAUGUAAUGAUGGAUUGCUAGUCUUAUGGAUUCACUCACUGACUGUAUGUUUGCUCACAGGAACGUGGUGAGCUCCUAUGUGGACAUUCAGGUAAGUUGCUUUGCAGACACUUUCUGAACACUGGGCCACGUUCAGUUACCAAACAUUGUUGAACGUUGCAGAUAGAAAUGCCAUUAAUAGAGCUGAUGUGAUCCUUACUCAACAUGACAGAAAGGCAUGUCUGUCUACAUGGCAUAUUUCUAUCUGAACGUUCCAAAACGUGUCCUGCUGAAUCCGCCCCUGAUAUGUAGCGAGCUCUUUUGAACACUGCUUAGUAAAUGUUUUGUGAAUACACACUCUUCCCAGGGUUGGCUGGAGCUUGGGAACAAGCAGCGAGCCACUGCAGCCACGUGCAUGAACGACAAGAGCUCCCGAUCCCACUCCGUAUUCACUCUGGUUAUGACCCAGACCAAGGUGAACCUCCCCUCCUUGUCUCUUUGUUUGUGUGUGUAUGCUGUUAGAGUUACUUUGCAUCUAAAUGCAUAUUAUCCACACACUGAUGACCAAUGAUUUGUUUCUUCUGAUGAUGAUCUGGGUCUGUUUGUCUUGUGUCCUUUGUGUUUGUGGUUCUUUGUGCCUCUGUUUUUAUGCACACUUGUUUCAUUUGUGUGUCUGUUUGUAUACACACAUACAGGUAACUGCCCAAAUAAAGGAAACACCAACAUAAAGUGUCUUAAUAGGGCAACCACAAUCCAGAACAGCUUCAAUGCACCUUGGCAUAGAUUCUACAAGUAUCUGGAACUCUAUUGGAAGGAUGCAACACCAUUCUUCCAUGAGAAAUUCCAUAAUUGGAUGUUUUGUGUUUGGUGGUGGAAAACACUGUCUCAGGCGACGCUCCAGAAUCUCCCAUAAGUGUUCAAUUGGGUUGAGAUCUGGUGACUGAGACUCCCAUGGAAUAUGGUUUACAUAAUUUUCAUGCUCAUCAAACCAUUGUGACCACUCUUGCCCUGUGGAUGGGAGCAUUGUCAUCUUAUGGGACCUUAGCAAUGGUAGCCAAAAUAAUGGCCUGCCCAGCAUUUUUAUAUACAGUGGGGAAGAAAAGUAUUUAGUCAGCCACCAAUUGUGCAAGUUCUCCCACUUAAAAAGAUGAUAGAGGCCUGUAAUUUUCAUCAUAGGUACACGUCAACUAUGACAGACAAAAUGAGAAAAAAAAAUCCAGAAAAUCACAUUGUAGGAUUUCUAAUGAAUUUAUUUGCAAAUUAUGGUGGAAGAUAAGUAUUUGGUCAAUAACAAAAGUUUCUCAAUACUUUGUUAUAUACCCUUUGUUGGCAAUGACACAGGUCAAACGUUUUCUGUAAGUCUUCACAAGGUUUUCACACACUGUUGCUGGUAUUUUGGCCCAUUCCUCCAUGCAGAUCUCCUCUAGAGCAGUGAUGUUUUGGGGCUGUCGCUGGGCAACACGGACUUUCAACUCCCUCCAAAGAUUUUCUAUGGGGUUGAGAUCUGGAGACUGGCUAGGCCACUCCAGGACCUUGAAAUGCUUCUUACGAAGCCACUCCUUUGUUGCCCGGGCGGUGUGUUUGGGAUCAUUGUCAUGCUGAAAGACCCAGCCACGUUUCAUCUUCAAUGCCCUUGCUGAUGGAAGGAGGUUUUCACUCAAAAUCUCACGAUACAUGGCCCCAUUAAUUCUUUCCUUUACACGGAUCAGUCGUCCUGGUCCCUUUGCAGAAAAACAGCCCCAAAGCAUGAUGUUUCCACCCCCAUGCUUCACAGUAGGUAUGGUGUUCUUUGGAUGCAACUCAGCAUUCUUUGUCCUCCAAACACGACGAGUUGAGUUUUUACCAAAAAUUUCUAUUUUGGUUUCAUCUGACCAAAUGACAUUCUCCCAAUCCUCUUCUGGAUCAUCCAAAUGCACUCUAGCAAACUUCAGACGGGCCUGGACAUGUACUGGCUUAAGCAGGGGGACACGUCUGGCACUGCAGGAUUUGAGUCCCUGGCGGCGUAGUGUGUUACUGAUGGUAGGCUUUGUUACUUUGGUCCCAGCUCUCAGCAGGUCAUUCACUAGGUCCCCCCGUGUGGUUCUGGGAUUUUUGCUCACCGUUCUUGUGAUCAUUUUGACCCCACAGGGUGAGAUCUUGCGUGGAGCCCCAGAUCGAGGGAGAUUAUCAGUGGUCUUGUAUGUCUUCCAUUUCCUAAUAAUUGCUCCCACAGUUGAUUUCUUCAAACCAAGCUGCUUACCUAUUGCAGAUUGAGACUUCCCAGGCUGGUGCAGGUCUACAAUUUUGUUUCUGGUGUCCUUUGACAGCUCUUUGGUCUUGGCCAUAGUGGAGUUUGGAGUGUGACUGUUUGAGGUUGUGGACAGGUGUCUUUUAUACUGAUAACAAGUUCAAACAGGUGCCAUUAAUACAGGUAACGAGUGGAGGACAGAUGAGCCUCUUAAAGAAGAAGUUACAGGUCUGUGAGAGCCAGAAAUCUUGCUUGUUUGUAGGUGACCAAAUACUUAUUUUCCACCAUAAUUUGCAAAUAAAUUCAUUAAAUAUCCUACAAUGUGAUUUUCUGGAUUUUUUUUCUCAAUUUGUCUGUCAUAGUUGACGUGUACCUAUGAUGAAAAUUACAGGCCUCUAUCAUCUUUUUAAGUGGGAGAACUUGCACAAUUGGUGGCUGACUAAAUACUUUUCUUCCCCACUGUAUGACCCUAAGCAUGAUGGGAUGUUAAUUGCUUAAUUAACACCUAUUUUGUAUCCCUCAUUUACUCAAGUGUUUCCAUUAUUUUGUCAGUUACCUGUAUGUUUCACGUGUGUGUGUGUGACUGUUCUUCCUUUGUCUGUGUAGACUGAGUUUGUGGAAGGGGAAGAACAUGACCACAGGAUCACCAGCAGGAUCAACCUGGUGGACUUGGCAGGCAGCGAACGUUGCUCCUCAGCCCAGACCAGCGGAGACCGCCUCAGGGUAAGCGCUGGUAAUAGAGGUCUGCGCGGGACUGAUUUCUUCAUCCUGCUCCCGCAGCUUUUAAUACCGCUCCCGCUGACUUCUUGUCCGACUCCCACCCGCUCCCACAAGAACUGGUCCCGAACCCAACCGCAGUCCCGCAAUGUUCUUUUAGGUGUAGCCUAUGUGACGCAGCACCAGUCCCAGCAAUUUUGCCACCCUAGGCAAUAUCAAAAUGUGCCAUAAUAGCAUAAGAAAUAGGUUAAAAUACCAGAGAUUCUCACGUGGCCUAUUAUAUUAGGUUAUCUUUAUUAUUGUGCUAUAUCAGCCAAUAGGCUAGACGUAUUUUGAAAGAGAGAAAGGUUUGGGCGAAAUAGAAUAGGAGAGCGGACAUUUGCACUUGACUUGAGCUACUUUUUGCAUAACUUUUACGAGCGGGACGAUUUGCAGACAGUAAAAUGUGUUAUAAAUAUUUCUUUCCAGUCAAUGUCAGAGCCUAAAUAUACCCUAGUUAUCAUAUUUAGGAAGUUAAUUUCCUUGAAAAUACAACUAGGUUGUGCUUCUCCACCCAUGCAUAUAGAGACGAUUUGCAGGCAUAGACAAAUAAACGUGUUAUCAAUAUUUAUUUCAAGUCAAUGUCGGAGCCUAAACUAUAGCCUAUCAUAUAUUAGGAAGUGAAUUUCCUUGGAAAGACAUUUCCCACUUUUUGUCAUUCCUUUUUUGCAAAGUUCAGAACCAGUGAAAUUGGAGCCAACCUGUUAUCUCUAUCAAAUCCAUCCAGCCUAACUGUAUCCUAUUCCCCUGUAUCCCAGGAGGGUUCCAGCAUCAACAAGUCGCUGCUGACCUUGGGGAAGGUGAUCUCUGCCCUGUCUGAGCAGGCCCAGACCAAGAGGAAGGUCUUCACCCCAUACAGGGACUCUGUGCUCACAUGGUGAGUGAGAGAAACUUCACUGACAGACUAAAGAGAUGAAUGCCUGUUAUACAGACACUUGGGAUGGGCUCCAUUCCAUUAUAAUCUAGUCGAUUGAGAGAUUGAAUUGAAAUGGAAUCGACCCCUACCCUGCCACAGAUUUACAUUUUAGUAAUUUAGCAGACACUCUUAUCCAGAGCGACUUACAGUUAGUGAGUGCAUACAUUUUCAUACUGCAUAUAUUUUCACACCACAGUAUUGUAAACUACAAACACAUUUCAUCAAGCUUUUGAAACUAAUGAGGAGAUAUUGAGAUUUACAUUCCUCAAUAGAAUACAUUGGUACUAUUUAACAUUGAUAAACUGUGUGGGGAAAAGAUAAUGGUUUGUGUUGGUGGUAAAGUAACUACCUAUACAAGAUAUCCUUAUGAAAUUGCGAGAGGUUGGUGAAGUAAAGUAAGAAGUUUGCGAAGUAAGUAGUUUUGUCGAGAGGGAAACUGAAUAUCGUUUGUGUCGCCCGUGUGUGUCCAGGCUGCUGAAGGAGAGCCUGGGCGGAAACUCCAAGACGGCCAUGAUCGCCACCCUGAGCCCGGCGGGCAUCAACGUGGAGGAGAGCCUGAGCACGCUGCGGUACGCCAAGCAGGCCCGCAUGAUCAUCAACGUGGCCAAGGUCAACGAGGACACCAACGCCAAGCUCAUCAGAGGUCAGCCUCACUCUCCCUCGCCAUGCCACCAUCCAUCUCUCUGCCUUUCUCUCUCUCUUUUUCCUAUCUAUCCAUCACCAGAUUCUAUUAGGUAGCCCGGCUCUAACCUUGCCUACGGGACAUAUUUAUACACUGUCACAUUACACGGGGCUAAGUCAACUGUCAUGCAGGUAUUAUUGAAAGGAGAUUGCUGCGCCACAUUUCCUGGUUUGUGGUGCUAGGGGGAGCUCUUGCAAAAGCUUUAUUUGACCAGGGAAUGGGAAACAGUGCAGAGAUUUUGAGACCAUCUACCGUUUGUGGUUUGUCACCAUAUUAUGUGUAUUAAAGGGUAGGUUGCAAGUAUAAGUUGCCUUUUGACAGUCAUACAUGUGAUCGUUAUGAACAAAAGCUCAUACAAAAUGGCACCUCACUUUUCUGUUAUAGCGGAAAUUUAACAAACUAUGUUGUGCGUCUUUGUUUACUAGAGCUGAAAGCUGAGGUGGAGAAGCUGCGGGCUGCACAGAUGAGCUCUCAGGGCAUCGAGCCGGAGAAAAUGCGCCUCUUCCAGCAAGAGAUCUUAGCUCUGAAGAGCCAGUUAACCCAGCAGGAGAGGGAGAUGGCCGAGGCCCACAGGUGACCACCAUAAAACCUCCACACAUCUUAGGCACUAGUCCCAGAGAGGGUCUGUGAUCUAGGUAGGAAAUUAUGAAAAUGGAUCCGAACAAUUGUUUUAGUCUUGGUUUGUUACUUUAAUCGGAUUUCUUUACCUCUUGUCAGAGCAUGGAGAGAAAAGCUGGAGCAGGCGGAGAAACGCAAACGUGAGGAAACCAAAGCAUUACAGGUCAGUUUUAGUUAGGUUAUAAGCUAACUGAAAAUGACCUUUAGCUUCAUAACUAGGGUUGCAAAGGGAGCGUAUAUUACUGGAAACUUUUUAAGUUAACAGUAAACUACCAGAAUUUUGUGAACUUUCAUGUUUUUAUUUUAUCAGAUCACAUCUUGUGGCCUUUUUGGGUACUUCAGAUUACCACAGGUGUCUGUAAUUAUCUCUGGCCCUCUAUGUGGCCUUAUCACAUGUAAAAUAUAUAAAAUAAUCAAAUAAGAUUUUUUUAAAAUAAUUGUAUAAAAAAGCUGCUAUCCUAAAUAUAAACCAACUCAGGGAAUACCAUUGGUGUUUUAAUAUGAGGGUUUCAGCAAUAUUUGUUGUAAAUGUUUUCAAAAUCAAUUCUCUCCUAUAUUUGUCUGCUUCCCUCUCCCCGUCUCCCUCUCAGAAAGCGGGCGUCAUGUUUAAGGUGGACAACCGGCUGCCCAACCUGGUAAACCUGAACGAGGACCCGCAGCUGUCAGAGAUGCUGUUAUACAUGAUUAAGGAGGGACAGACCAAGGUCGGCAAGCACAAGUCAGAGUCCGCCCACGACAUCCAGCUGUCUGGGGCCCUUAUCGCUGACCACCACUGGUGAGGAGAACUGACCCACCGCUUCUUUUGUUUUAAAUAGCCUCUUUUAAUAAGGGGAAGCACCGUAGCCUCGUUUAGCCUACUAAUGAGUCCUGUCUGUCACGUGCUUAUAUUUUCAUGUUUGUUUGACAUAGUGUAAUUUGUUGUCAUUCUUGACCUGUCUGUCCUUCUGUCUGUCCGUAGAUUUUUUUUCUGCAGUUUAUUUAAUAGGAAACACCCCUAUUCCAGUGCCCUUUUGUUGUCUUUCUUGUAUGGUUUCAGUUGUGUUAUGGCUAGAAUUGACUAAAAUGUUCCUUUCCAGUGUCAUUUCCAAUGUGAAUGGUGAAGUCAGCAUCAUCCCCAUGGAAAACGCCAAGACCUUUGUCAACGGGAACCUGGUCUCUGAGACCACUGUGCUGCAUCACGUACGUAUUGUGUACACACAUACAAUUAAUAAUAAAAAGCACAAUAUUAGAAACCUGACUGUGAGCUCAAUCAUGAAUCACUCAUUUUUUGGGGGUCUUUCUCUCUGUGGUUUCCAGGGCGACAGGGUGAUCCUGGGCGGGGACCACUACUUCCGCUUCAACCACCCGGCAGAGGUGCAAUCUGGGAAACGCGUGUCGUGCUGGACGGGUGACGGCGAUGGCCGUAAGGACUUUGAGUUUGCCAAAAACGAGCUGCUCUCCGCGCAAAGAGCACAGUGAGUCGACCACAAGAUUCAGAAACUAUUUCAAUAUGAUUCCUAUCACACGUCAAUGUGAAUAACUGAAAGUCCCAUUUGUACUCUGUGAAAAGAUUUUUAGAUCACAUUGAUGAUCAAUACUGCACUCGUUCGGAAACUUGUUAAUGCAACUAGGCGGCCAUUUUGUUUCUAUCUAGACUGGAAGAGGAGAUUGAGGAGGCCAGGCUGAAGGCCAAAGAGGAGAUGAUGCAGGGGAUCCAGGUGGCCAAAGAGAUGGCCCAGAAGGAGCUGUCUGACCAGAAGACUCAGUAUGAGAACAGGAUCAAAGCCCUGGAGAGAGAACUGGUACGCCAACCAUGGCUUUACGGACAUGUAGGACUAAUGUGUAUGAAAACACUGACAAAUUUAGGGCACUGCCUUCACAUCAGACCUCAUGUAAAGUACAAUGGUGUCUUCACUGUCUUGUAUAAAGUGAGUCAUUUGGUGUAACAGUGUCAUGUCAGGGCUACUGAAUUUACCAAUGACCAGCUAAAUCAGACGCACCACAAAUAGUUUUAAGUAUUUCAUAUGCAUUUGACGUGUUGGCUACUUAUCCGUCACUCGGUGUAACAUUUUGUAGUCAUAGUCAUAAAACUAAGUGUUUUCUCGGGCCAAUUUAAUUUGUAAAUAAUUUUCAAGAGGAGCGCCUCUUUUCGGUUGGUGACCGUGCCAUUGGCCACUGCCAUGCCAACGCCUAAGCUCCGUUUUGAUUCAGAAAAAACCCUGCAACGGUGUAACAUUUUGUAGUCAGUCGUUCAGUAUAACAUUUUGAAGUCAUUAGCUCCAACUGCUGACAGAUUUCAAUGCGAAUGUAAAAAUGUUUUCCCACCAGAGAUGUUUCCAUCAAAUUGACUUGUUGCAGAAAAAAGCCUGUUCGUGAUGGCGUAGUACACAUCAAAAUUACUUUUGCGGUUAAAUUCCCAUGUACUGAACAAAAAAUACAAGUUAAAUGGGUUUCUAUCGCAUUUUCAACUUUACUGAUGGUUUUGUCUCAACAAAUGAUGCGUUAUAUAGCGAAUUUACCCACUUUGGUCUUGGCACAUGCGCUCUAGCCAACAGCUUGCAGAUACAGUGCGGGUAGGCUACCUACAUGAUGAGAUUAUUAUGGAUAAGAGCAGCCAAACAGCAGCCAAGCAUCAGCCAAGCAUUGAUCAUGUCACCAGAAUAAGACCCUCAACAUUUAAUUGAAAGGAGCAUCAAGCUUCUCACGUGCACUUUCACCACCCUGUGAAGUUAAUCUGAAGCCUAAUAAACUGCAUGCUUUCCUGAGUCGUAGUGGGAGGACCACAGAACAUAUAAUCGCAUGAUUAAGUUUAUUUCAAUAUGAUGGUUAUUAAAUCAGUAUUUGCGCAUACAUUACACCAUUUCUCAUAAUACAUUUUACAGAACCAAAAAGAUCCCAACUUGUCUAGCGAAAGUUUACCAAAAAAAUUGCUGUUUCCAUCAGGCCUGUCGUGACAUUAAAAGGUUUGAUGGAAACCUGGUUACAGACAGUCCUACAACGGUGUAACAUUUUGUAGUCAUAGUCAUACAACGGUGUAUGUAAGUUUGCUUUUUUACAACCAAAUCUCUAUUGUUUAUGUAAAUAUAAUUUUAUAGAAGGGUUCAGACACUUUUAAUUUUUUUGAUUUCACUUGUUGAGAAACUUACACCAACCAGCGAUUCACUUCCUCAGCCUAGUUCUGCAGUAUGGGGGCUCAGAAAAUACAUAAAGCAAAUGCUCCAAAAACACCCAACUAUGUCCUUUUAGAAACGGAAACACUCUCAGUAUAGCGAAAUUGUCAUUCCGAACUUUAUCUGCAACGUUAUAUUCCAUUUUGUGCGACUCGAGCUGUUUCCCUUUUCCAGCUGUUCCAUUCUCAGUGUAGCCUACUGCUAGAAUGUACAAAGAGGUAUCGCUCGAGUCACAACAAAAUGCAGUAUAAUGUUGCGGAUAACGUUCGGAAUGACACAAUUUCAUGUGUAGAACAUCAUAAGACCUGCAUCAUUAUACUGAGCUUUUCCGUAAGUUUCUCAAAAACAAGUGAAAUCGAAUCCUUCUAUAACAUGCCAUUUAUUUAUAUAUAUAUAAAUAAAUAAAUGUGGUUGUAAAAAAGCUACAUUCUCAUUUAAAGGGCCAGUGCAGGCAAAAUUUAGUUUUGCUUUUGUUUUGUAUCAUAUUGUACAACAGCUGAUGAAACUAACACUGUAAAAGUGUGACAUUGUUUUGACCAGUGUUAUUUCCUGAUAGUUGCUGGUUGAAAAUACAAUCUGCACAGGUUUGUAUGGGUGGGAGUUUCGGCUUUCGUGGUGACACGGAAUAGACCAAUAUCAAAGAAUUCCAAACCUUUACCAAUAACAGCUAGUUUUAAGUUUUCCCCACCCCACUCAGACCACUCCCAGACAGUCCUAGCAAAAUUCUUGCUUGAGAAAUAGUUUUUUGCUAAAAAGGUAUUUUUACCCACUUGAAUGGAAAUCUAUUACAGUAAGGUACUUAAUUGUUACACAGAAAUUAUUUGAUAUAAAAACAACUGCAUUGGACCUUUAAGACCUUUUACUCAUCACAACGGUGCUUUCCUUCCCGCAGGAGGAGGAGAGCGAAAGGAAGCGGUGUCAAGAAAUGGACCAGCAGCGGGUGGUCUCCAAGAUGGAGGAGCUGCAGUCUGCCAAGGUGGAGCUGGAGCAGGAGGUGGACACGCACAAGACACGUCUCCGCCUCCACAUGGAGGCCCAGGCCACACGGCAGGCCAUGGCCGAUCACGGUGUCCGGCAGGCCAAGGUGGUGGAGGCCCUUGAGGCAGAGAAGAGGAAGAUCGGCAAAGACCUAGAGGAUAUGCAAAGGAAAGUGGCGCAGAAAGGAAGCCAGACUCUGAAAAACGGUAAACCAUUGUUGGGAAUUUUCAUCUUCUGUGUUGUAUUCACGAGAAAUCGCAAGGAAGUGUAUGAAUCAGAGAUUAGAUCGGACAACAAUGUAAAUAGGAAAGGUUUAACUAAUAGCUAGCGUUGUGUUGUGAAGAUAAUUGUUGUUUCCAUUACGUCACAACAUGGUUCUGGUGUUGUAGCUAGUUACAGUUCUGGUGACCUGGGGUGUAUUCAUUAGUCCACACCAUAGCAAACCAUAGAAAAAUGUUAUGCAAAGGAAACGAGAGUUUCCAUUGGACAAACUCAGGUAGGUCCCUCCCUGUUUGGUUCUGUUUGCUUUUGUUUUGUUCCUAGAAAAUACACCCAUGCUGUGUGGUCUGUUGUUUAAGUCCCUCCACAGUGGGACGCCAUGAAGUUGUCUCUGAUGAUCGAAGAAGCCAACAAGAUCAGUGGCAAACUCAUGAAGAACACAGUUUUCAGCAGGUACGAGUGGAGAUAAUCAAAAUCUUUAGAUCCCAUUUUAUAUAAAAUAGUUCUUUGUUUUGCUGCAUAUUGAGAUAGAUCUAGCAGGAAAUUAUUUCACUCAUUUUAUUUCAUUUAUUUAACCUUUAUUUAGACAGGGUGAAGUCCCAUUGAGUCCAAGGUCUAUUUUUUCAAGGAAGCCCUGCAUUAUAUGCCAUCCCUUAUCUUGUCAUCUACUUUUUAGAUUGAUCUCAAUCUUAAUUUUGUUUUUAGACACGAGGAGUCUGAGAAGGAGGGCGGAGGGGGAAAGGGAGAGCUGCAGGUCCAGGUGCAGAACACCAAACUGGGCAUCUCCACCUUCUGGAGUCUGGAGAAGUUCCAGAGCAACCUGGCCGCCAUGAGGGAACUCGAACAGGUCAGUAACAGACAUUGAGUUAUUCCUUGCUACUAAUGCAUAUGUUGUCCAUUUGAAUUUAAAGAGCUGUGUUUGGUGCAUUAAAAAAAUAAAUGUGGAUGCUCUCUGGUUAAUCUAGUUGGUAGUUAUCAUACCACUAUCAGGUCGAUUUAGACUGCGUUCUCCCACCCUGUCUGUCUCACACUCAACCAGUGGAACAGUAAGUCCGCCCUUUGUGGAUUCUGCCGGUGCACACCUAAUUUACAAAACGAUUGUUUAUGCAUGAGGGGCAUCCUCCGUUCCUGUAGUUUCUCAUUAAGCUGAAUAAAUGAGACUGGGGUUAACUGAGCAGUCAUUUAUUCUCCUUCCCCAGGGUGACAGCAGCGCCUCUAAAGAUGAAGACGUGUUUUACGACCCCAAUGAUGAGUGGGAGCAAGAUAUAUCGGCUUCCUCAACCGCCUCCUUUUCACGCAGAAGGUAAUUUCUAAUGUACGUCCCAAAUGGCACCCUAUUCUCUAUAUAGUACACUACUUUUGACCAGGCCCCAUAGGGCUCUGGUCAACAGUAGUGCACUAUGUACAGAAUAGGGUGCCAUUUUGGGACACAAACCUAGUCUCUCCUCUUUACAAUUUGUCUAUCCUCCUCAAUUGAACUCAAACACUUGCAAAAAUGUGUCAAAGUAAGUUGAAUAUGAUGAAUGUGGAAAACCGUGUUUUUGAGCUCACUUGAGAGCCAACAUAGAAAACUAUAAUUUGUUGAACAUAUGGAACGCGUUGGGUUAUUUUUUUUCUACAGCGCUCUUAUUGAUAUUUCCACUCUGUUGAUUUACUACUUGGCACAUCCUGGAAGUUCAAUGUGUCAUUUUUCUUCACCUCAGUGUGAAAUAACCACACAGAAACAUUUCCCUAAUUUCUUCCCCUCCUAGAGAGCGAGUGUUUUUUAAAAACUUUUUGGGAAAGGCCAGCCAGCAUUCCUAUGUUCUCUCUCCACUGCCCACAAACCUCGCAGUGACUUUUUUUCCCCACUUUAUUUUUCUUGUUGGCCAUGUUUAUGGGCUUGGUGGUGCCUGCGGUGAAGGAGAGGAGGCCAAAUGAAACAUGGCAAAUGUCUCGGUCUCUCUCGCUACUCACUCUCACCUGAAUCCUCUGGAGCUUACCCUGAACCCACUAGCAGCCACAGCUAGUGCUCUGUCUGUCUCUGUCGGUCGGUCGGUCUGUCUGUGUGUCUCUCUCUUUGUCUCUGUCUGUCUCCCAUAGCCCUGCUUUUCCCGAAGUGUGCACUUGCACACUCCCCGUCAUGGAUUUUAAAAGCUUUGGAUUUUCUGUAGGCCUUAGCUGGAGGGAGUUCACCAUUUUUUAAAAUCCAUGACGGGAGUAUACAAGUGUGGGGAAUCAGGACGCUGCCCGAGAGAACACUCACAUUCUGCCGACAAUGUUUGGAUCUCAGUUAUUGAAAAUGGCCUCUCUUGUCCUGUCUCCUCUCCUUCAUCUGCACUGAUCUGAUAACAUAGGAUUGGUGAAUGAAAUGAGGCUGGUGCGUGGUGCCUAUCAGACAUGAAUUUGCUUUCAGAUCAGUAAAAGUUGGUGAUGAGGCAACGCUGUUUUAGACUGUUGAGAUCCAUUCCAAGACACAUUAGUAAUGUGUGCUUUUUGUUGUUUGUUCCCCACCAUUAUAGGAGCAGAAGCCUGUUGAAGAGCAGGAGGAUUUCAGGGCGUCUCUACGAAAUCAGAGUGCACCCUAUUCAAAGCCUUCAUAAAAGUAACACCUCACAGUCCUCUGGUAUGUGUGUGUUGUGUUGUGCGGUCCUGCGUGUGUGUGUGUGUAAGACAGUGAAGGACUUUUAGUCUCUUUUGCCAGACUACCGCAUAUACAGUUGAAGUCGGAAGUUUACAUACACCUUAGCCAAAUACAUUUAAACUCAGUUUUUCACAAUUCCUGACCUUUAAUACUAGUAAAAAUUCCCGGUUUUAGGUCAGUUAGGAUCACCACUUUAUUUUAAGAAUGUGAAAUGUCAGAAUAAUACUAGAGUGAUUUAUUUCAGCUUUUAUUUAUUUCAGCACAUUCCCAGUGGGUCAGAAGUUUACAUAUACUCAAUUAGUAUUUGGUAGCAUUGCCUUUUAAAUUGUUUAACUUGGGUCAAACGUUUCGGGUAGCCUUCCACAAGCUUCCCACAAUAAGUUGGAUGAAUUUUGGCCCAUUCCUCCUGACAGAGCUGGUGUAACUGAGUCAGGUUUGUAGGCCUCCUUGCUCACACACGCCUUUUCAAUUCUGCCCACACAUUUUCUAUAGGAUUGAGGUCAGGGCUUUGUGUUGGCCACUCCAAUACUUGACUUUGUUGUCCUUAAGCCAUUUUGCCACAACUUUGGAAGUAUGCUUGGGGUCAUUGUCCAUUUGGAAGACCCAUUUGCGACCAAACUUUAACUUCCUGACUGAUGUCUUGAGAUGUUGCUUCAAUAUAUCCACAUCAUUUUCCUUCCUCAUGAUGCCAUCUAUUUUGUGAAGUGCACCAGUCCCUGCUGCAGCAAAUCACCCCCACAGCAUGAUGCUGCCACCCCUGUGCUUCACGGUUGGGAUGGUGUUCUUUUGGCUUACAAGUAUCCCCCUUUUUCCUCCAAACGUAACGAUGGUCAUUAUGGCCAAACGGUUCAAUUUUUGUUUCAUCAGACCAGAGGACAUUUCUCCAAAAAGUACGAUCUUUGUCCCCAUGUGCAGUUGCAAACCGUAGUCUGGCUUUUUUAUGGCGGUUUUGGAGCAGUGGCUUCUUCCUUGCUGAACGGCCUUUCAGGUUAUGUCGAUAUAGGACUCGUUUUACUGUGGAUAUAGAUACUUUUGUACCUGCUUCCUCCAGCAUCUUCACAAGGUCCUUUGCUGCUGUUCUGGGAUUGAUUUGCACUUUUCGCACCAAAGUACGUUAAUCUCUAGGAGACAGAACGCGUCUCCUUCCUGAGCGGUAUGAAUGCUGCGUGGUCCCAUGGUGUUUAUACUUGCGUAUUAUUGUUUGUACAGAUGAACGUGGUGCCUUCAGGCGUUUGGAAAUUUCUCCCAAGGAUAAACCAGACUUGUGGAGAUCUAUAAUUUUUUUUCUGAGGUCUUGGCUGAUUUCUUUUGAUUUUCCCAUGAUGUCAAGCAAAGAGGCACUGAGUUUGAAGGUAGGCCUUGAAAUACAUCCACAGGUACUCCUCCAAUUGACUAAAAUGAUGUCAAUUAGCCUAUCAGAAGCUUCUAAAACCAUAACAUAAUUUUCUGGAAUUUAACAAGCUGUUUAAAGGCACAGUCAACUUAGUGUAUGUAAACUUCUGACCCACUGGAAUUGUGAUACAGUGAAUUAUAAGUUAAAUAAUCUGUCUGUAAACAAUUGUUGGAAAACUUACUUGUGUCAUGCACAAAGUAGAUGUCCUAACCGACUUGCCAUCCUAAGUGUAUGUAAACUUCCGACUUCAACUGUAGAUAUGAAAGAAUGGUAUAACGUUAGGUGUAAAAAAAAAUGGCCUACAGUUAUUGCUCUCGUAGUCCACAUGGAGUUUCCUUCAUAUUUCACGUAAUGAUUUUGGCCAACUUGUCUGUCUCCGUUCCAGGUCUGAUGGGUGUGGCCAAACCGCCCUCUCUGCAUCCCAGCUCAUCAGACUCCACCCUGCCGGGGAUCUGCAAAGAUUUUAUUGGCCAGACGGUGGGCCAGCUGCACGGGUGUCACAACUACGAGGAGAGCAUGGCAGACAGGCUGACCUCUGACCUCUACUGUGUGUACACGGCCGUGACGACCAUCUCCGGCCUGUACGACGGCCUGGACGAUGACCGUCAGGAGAGCGGUAAGUCUGCAUCUCAAAAUUCACAAUGUUCCAUGGCUCAAUGUUCCAUGGCUCAGUAGGUUAUGUGCUGGCAACACCAGGCGCCGGUUGCACCAGUUGGUUGUAAGUGGGUUGUAAAUUUACGUCCAAUGUAAAAUGUGCUCUACGCUGCACCUAAAAAUGAUACCUGUUGCACCACCUGGGCGUAAGCCCUAAUACGAGCUACGCCUAGGCGUAGUCUACUCGGUGUAGAAUCUACCUUCAUCAUGAUAUGCACAGAAAAUAAUAGCUAUCUAUAUUUUCGAAAGGAUGUGAGUCUCGUGUUUAUAUUUCACAACCUCCGCUGGCUUUUUGAGUUGUCUAAGCGCGAGUCAAUAGCAAAAUAAUACACUUGAUUUAUACUACAUUAUAGCAUGCCUAAUGUGUCUGAUCAGAUAUUAGCAAACUAAUAGAUGCGCUGCCACCUCCACUUAUUUGCCCAGCCAGAGAUCAAAUAACCAAAUAUACAGACAAAAAUCACAUUGAUUAUCAGAGAAGUCAAGGGCUUUUAGUCAGGGUUAUAGCCUAGGCUACUAUGUGAGUGAAGAGCAAAAUAAUCACCUCUUAUACUACGCUAGCGUAGGCAAAACAUUCUAGCAAAAUGUUCUGAUAACACUGUUAGAAGAGCAAACUAGACUUUUGCUCUAGGAUUUUGCCUGUGCUUAGCUCUAUUUCAUUUAUUUUUAUCUUUAAAAACUCCCUACUCCUUGCCGAUUACAAGCAUACCCAUAACAUGAUGCAGCCAACACCGUGCUUGGAAAUUAUGAAGAGUGGUACUCAGUGAUGUGUUGUGUUGGAUUCGCCCCAAACAUAAAGUUAAUUUCUUUGCCACAUUUUUUUUGCUGUUUAAAUUUAGUGCCUUACUGCAAACAGGAUGCAUGUUUUGAAAUAUUUUUGUUCUGUACAAGCUUCCUUCUUUUCACUCUGUCAUUUAGGUUAGUAUUGUGGAGUAACUACAAUGUUGUUGAUCCAUCCUCAGUUUGCUCCUAUCUCAGCCAUUAAACUCUGUAACUGUUUUAAAGUUAACCAUUGUCCUCAUGGUGAAAUCCCUGAGUGGUUUCCUUCCUCUCUGGGCAACUGGAAGACGCCUAUAUCUUUGUAGUGACUGGGAUUUGCCCCAAACAUAACACUUUGUAUUCAGGACAUUAAGUAAAUUUCUAUGACACAUUUUUUGCAGUUUUACUUUAGUGCAUUAUUAUUAUUAUUAUUACAGGAUGCAUGUUUUGGAAUAUUUUUUAUUCUGUACAGGUGUCCUCCUUUUCAGUCUGUUUUUUUGGUUAAUAUUGUGGAGUAACUGCAAUGUUGUUGAUCCAUCCUCAGUUUUCUCCUAUCACAGGCAAUACACUCUAACUAUUUUAUAAUCCCUGAGUGGUUCAAAACAAAUUGUAUGUGUCACAUGCUUCGUAAACAACCGGUGUAGACUAACAGUGAAAUGCUUACUUAUGGGCCCUACCCAACAAUGAAUAGUCGAAAAAAAAGAGUAGAAAACAUAUUAAAAUAAUAACAAGGAAUAAAUUGAAAAGCUAUUUGCGGUCAUAGGAAACGAUGGCGGAAACAUUAUGUACAAAAAAAGUUAAGAUCAGCACAAAAUAGCACAAUUGGUCAGGAGCCCCUCUCAGACAACUGAGUUUGGAAGGACGCCUGUAUCUUUGUAGUGACUGGUGUAUUGAUACACCAUCCAAAGUGUAAUUAAUUACCUUCACCAUGCUCAAAAGGAUAUUCAUUGUGUGUAAUAUAUAUAUAUAUAUUACACACAGUACCAGUCAAAAGUUUGGAUACACCUACUCAUUCAAGUUUUUUUUUCUUUAUUUUUACAAUUUUUUACAUUGUAGAAUAAUAGUGAAGACAUCAAAACUAUGCCACCAUUUGCCUUGAUGACAGCUUUGCAAACUCUUGGCAUUUUCUCAACCAGCUUCAUGAGGUAGUCACCUGGAAUGCAUUUCAAUUAAUAGGUGUGCCUUCUUAAGUUAAUUUGUGGAAUUUAUUUUAUUCUCAAUGCAUUUGAGCCAAUCAGUGUUGUGACAAGGUAGGGGGGUAUACAGAAGAUAGCCCUAUUUGGUAAAAGACUAAGUCCAUAUUAUGGCAAGAACAGUUCAGAUAAGCAAAGAGAAAUGACAGUCCAACAUUACUUUAAGACAUGAAGGUCAGUCAAUGCGGAACAUUUAAAGAACUUUGAACGUUUCUUUAAAUGCAGUUGCAAAAACCAUCAAGCGCUAUGAUGACUGCAUCUCGUGAGGACUGCUACCGGAAUGGAAGACCCUGAGUUACCUCUGCUGCAGAGGAUGAGUUCAUUAGAGUUACCAGCCUCAGAAAUUGCAGCCCAAAUAAACGCUUCAGAGUUCAAGUAACAGACACAUCUCAACAUCAACUGUUCAGAGGAGACUGUGUGAAUCAGGCCUUCAUGGUCAAAUUGCUGCAAAGAAACCACUACUAAAGGACACCAAUAAGAAGAUGAGACUUGCUUUGGCCAAGAAACACAAGCAAUGUACAUUAGACCGGUGGAAAUUUGUCCUUUGGUCUUGAGUCCAAAUUUGAGAUUUUUGGUUCCAACCGCCUUGUCUUUGUCAAACGCGGUGUGGGUGAACGGAUGAUCUCCGCAUGUGUAUUUCCCACCGUAAAGGAUGGAGGAGGAGGUGUUGUGGUGUGGGGGUGCUUUGCUGGUGACAAUGUCUGUGAUAUUUAGAAUUCAGGGCACAGCUAACCAGCAUGCCUACCACAGCAUUCUGCAGCGAUACGCCAUCCCAUCUGGUUUGGGCUUAGUGGGACUGUCAUUUGUUUCUCAACAGGACAAUGACCCAUCAAACAUCCAGGCUGUGUAAGGUCUAUUUUACCAAGAAGGAGAGUGAUUGAGUGCUGCAUCAGAUGACCUGGCCUCCACAAUCCCCGACCUCAACCAAAUUGUGAUGGUUUGGGAUGAGUCGGACUGCAGAGUGAAGGAAAAGCAGCCAACAAGUGCUCAGCAUAUGUGGGAACUCCUUCAAGACUGUUGGAAAAUCAUUCAAGGUGAAGCUGGUUGAGAGAAUGCCAAUAGUGUGCAAAGCUGUCAUCAAGGUAAAGGGUGGCUAUUUGAAGAAUCUCAAAUAUGAAAUAUAUUUUGAUUUGUUUAACACAUUUUUGGUUACUACAUGAUUCCAUAUGUGUUAUUUCAUAGUUUUGAUGUUUUCACUAUUAUUCUACAAUGUAGAAAAUAAUAAAAAUAAAGAGAAACCCUGGAAUGAGUAGGUAUGUCCAAACUUUUGACUGGUACUGUGUGUGUACACUACUGUUAAAAAGUUUGGGAUCACUUAGAAAUGUCAUUGUUUUCAAAAAAUAAAAUAAAUACAAAGUUCAUUAAAAUAACAUCAAAUUGAUCAGAAAUACAGUGUAGACAUUGUUAAUGUUGUAAAUAGCCAUUGUAGCUGGAAACGGCAGAUUUUUUUAUGGAAUAUCUACAUAGGCGUACAGAGGCCCAUUAUCAGCAACCAUCAGUCCUGUGUUCCAAUGGCACGUUGUGUUUGCUAAUCCAAGUUUAUCAUUUUAAAAGGCUAAUUGAUCAUUAGAAAACCCUUUUGCAAUUAUGUUAGCACAGCUGAAAACUGUUGUUCUGAUUAAAGAAGCAAUAAUACUGGCCUUGUUGAGUAUCUGGAGCAUCAGCAAUUGUGGAUUCGAGAACAGGCUCAAAAUGGCCAGAAACAAAGAACUUUCUUGUGAAACUAUUCUUUCUUCAGUCUAUUCUUGUUCUGAAAAAUGAAGGCUAUUCCAUGCGAGAAAUUGCCAAGAAACUGAAGAUCUCAUACAACGCUGUGUACUACUCCCUUCACAGAACAGCGCAAACUGGCUCUAACCAUAAUACUGUAGAAAGAGGAGUGGGAGGCCCCGGUGCACAACUGAGCAAGAGGACAAAUACAUUAGUGUCUACACAGGUCCUCAACUGGCAGCUUAAUUAAAUAGUACCGGCAAAAGAGGCGACUCCGGGAUGCUGACCUACUAGGCAGAGUUGCAAAGAAAAAGCCAUAUCUCAGACUGGCCAAUAAAAAGAAAAUAUUAAGAUGGGCAAAAGAACACUGACACUGGACAGAGGAAGAUUGGAAAAAAGUGUUAUGGACAGACGAAUCAAAGUUUGAGGUGUUCGGAUCACAAAGAAGAACAUUUGUGAGACGCAGACCAAAUGAAAAGAUGCUGGAGUAGUGCUUGAUGCAAUCUGUCAAGGAUGGUGGAGGCAAUGUGAUGGUCUGGGGGUGCUUUGGUGGUGGUAAAGUGGGAGAUAUGUACAGGGUAAAAGGGAUAUUGAAGAAGGAAGGCAAUCACUCCAUUUUGCAACGCCAUGCCAUACUCUGUGGACGGCGCUUGAUUGGAGCCAAUUUCCUCCUACAACAGGACAGUUACCCAAAGCACAGCUCCAAACUAUGCAAUAACUAUUUAGGGAAGAAGCAGUCAGCUGGUAUUCUGUCUAUAAUGGAGUGGCCAGCACAGUCACCGGAUCUCAACCUUAUUGAGCUGUUGUGGGAGCAGCUUGACCGUAUGGUACGUAAGAAGUGCCCAUGAAGCCAGUCCAACUUGUGGGAGGUGCUUCAGGAAGCGUGGGGUGAAAUCUCUUCAGAUUCCCUCAUCAAAUUGACAACUAGUAUGCCAAAGUUCUGCAAGGCUAUAAUUGCUGCAAAUGGAGGAUUCUUUGACGAAAGCAAAGUUUGAAGGACACAAUUAUUAUUUCAAUUAAAAAUCAUUGUUUCUAACCUUGUCAAUGACUACAUUUCCUAUUCAUUUUGCUAUAUUUCCUAUUCAAACUCAUUUCAUGUAUGUUUUCAUGGAAAGCAAGUACAUUUCUAAGUGACCCCAAGCGUUUGAACGUUGGUGUGUAUGUAUGUGUAUAUAAAGCUGCAAAUCUUUCUUAAAUCAGCAUCUCUACAUGUAUGACAAACAUUCCAUUCCAGUGUCUGUAGAAUUCCAACACAGGCACACCUCAUUCUACUGAAUUAGGUACAGAUUAGGUGAUCACAUUAACCAAAUCUUAUUUAACGAGGAAAAGUAUAAAAACCACUGCUGUUGUCAUCACUAUCCUCUUGCAAUAGGACCAGCUGGAUGGCAAAAACAGUUCUAAUAGUACCUCAAAAGUAAUAUUAAUCAAAAAAUAACUAUUGACCAUGCCAAAAGAGUUGAAAAGGAACGUUUUGAGUGAGGAAAAGAAGGGUUCAAUUCUGGCUUUACUGGCAGAGGGAUACAGUGAGCGUCAGGUUGCUUCCAUCCUUAAAAUUUCAAAGAUGGCGGUUCAUAAGAACAAGAUCAAGCAGCAGACAUUGGGGACAACAAAGCUACAGACCGGCAGAGGGUGAAAACGACUCUCUACUGAUGACCGCCAACUCAUUCGAAUGUCACUCAACAACCGUAGGAUGACAUCAAGUGACCUACAAAAAGAAUGGCAAACGGCAGCUGGGGUGAAGUGCACGGCGAGGACGGUUCGUAACAGGCUCCUAGGGGCAGGGCUAAAGUCGUACAAAGCUAGAAAAAAGCACUUCAUCAAUGAAAAGCGAAGAAGAGCCAGGCUGAGGUUUGCAAAAGACCAUAAGGAUUGGACCGUAGAGGACUGGAGUAAAGUCAUCUGAGUCCAAUUUUCAGCUUUGCCCAACUCCUGGUCGUCUAAUGGUUAGACGGAGACCUGGAGAGGCCUACAAGCCACAGUGUCUCACACCCACUGUGAAAUUUGGUGGAGGAUCGGUGAUGAUCUGGGGGUGCUUCAGCAAGGCUGGAAUUGGGCAGAUUUGUCUUUGUGAAGGACGCAUGAAUCAAGCCACGUACAAGGUUGUCCUGGAAGAAAACUUGCUUCCUUUUGCUCUGACAUUGUUCCCCAACUCUGAGGAUUGUUUUUUCCAGCAGGACAAUGCGCCAUGCCACACAGCCAGGUCAAUCAAGGUGUGGAUGGAGGACCACCAGAUCAAGACCUUGUCAUGGCCAGCCCAAUCUCCAGACCUGAACCCCUUUGAAAACUUCGGGAAUGUGAUCAAGAGGAAGAUGGAUGGUCGCAAGCCAUCAAACAAAGCCGAGCUGUUUGAAUUUUUGCGCCAGGAGUGGCAUAAAGUCACCCAACAUCAAUGUGAAAGACUGUUGGAAAGCAUGCCAAGACGCAUGAAAGCUGUGAUUUAAAAUCUGUGUUGUUCCACCAAAUAUUGAUUUCUGAACUCUUCCUAAGUUAAAACAUUACUAUUGUGUUGUUUAAAAAUGAACUUAUUUUCUUUGCAUUAUUCAAGGUCUGACAACACUGCGUGUUUUUUGUUAUUUUGACAAGUUGUCAUUUUCUGCAAAUAAAUGCUCUAAAUGACAAUAUUCUUAUUUGGAAUUUGGGAGAAAUAUUGUCAGUAGUUUAUAGAAUAAAACAAAAAUUAUUUUGUACGUUUGCCCACUGACAAAGAAAUGAUCAGUCUAUAAUUUUAAUGGUAGGUUUAUUUGAACAGUGAGAGACAGAAUAACAACAAAAAAAUCCAGAAAAAUGCAUGUAAAAAAUGUUAUAAAUUGAUUUGCAUUUUAAUGAGGGAAAUAAGUAUUUGACCCCUCUGCAAAACAAGACUUAGUACUUGGUGGCAAAACCCUUGUUGGCAAUCACAGAGGUCAGACGUUUCUUGUAGUUGGCCACCAGGUUUGCACUAAUCUCAGGAGGGAUUUUGUCCCACUCCUCUUUGCAGAUCAUUAAGGUUUCGAGGCUGACUUUUGGCAACUCGAACCUUCAGCUCCCGCCACAGAUUUUCUAUGGGAUUAAGGUCUGGAGACUGGCUAGGCCACUCCAGGACCUUAAUGUGCUUCUUCUUGAGCCACUACUUUGUUGCCUUGGCCAUGUGUUUUGGGUCAUUGUCAUGCUGGAAUACCCAUCCAAGACCCAUUUUCAAUGCCCUGGCUGAGGGAAGGAGGUUCUCACCCAAGAUUUGACGGUACAUGGCCCCGUCCAUCGUCCCUUUGAUGCGGUGAAGUUGUCCUGUCCCCUUAGCAGAAAAACACCCCCAAAGCAUAAUGUUUCCACCUCCAUGUUUGACGGUGGGGAUGGUGUUCUUGGGGUCAUAGGCAGCAUUCCUCCUCCUCCAAACACGGUGAGUUGAGUUGAUGCCAAAGAGCUCCAUUUUGGUCUCAUCUGACCACAACACUUUCACCCAGUUCUCCUCUGAAUCAUUCAGAUGUUCAUUGACAAACUUCAGACGGCCCUGUAUAUGUGCUUUCUUGAGCAGGGGGACCUUGCGGGCGCUGCAGGAUUUCAGUCCUUCACGGCGUAGUGUGUUACCAAUUGUUUUCUUGGUGACUAUGGUCCCAGCUGCCUUGAGAUCAUUGACAAGAUCCUCCCGUGUAGUUCUGGGCUGAUUCCUCACCGUUCUCAUGAUCAUUGCAACUCCAUGAGGUGAGAUCUUGCAUGGAGCCCCAGGCCGAGGGAGAUUGACAGUUACACUGCUCAAAAAAAUAAAGGGAACACUUAAACAACACAAUGUAACUCCAAGUCAAUCACACUUCUGUGAAAUCAAACUGUCCACUUAGGAAGCAACACUGAUUGACAAUACAUUUCACAUGCUGUUGUGCAAAUGGAAUAGACAACAGGUGGAAAUUAUAGGCAAUUAGCAAGACACCCCCAAUAAAGGACUGGUUUUGCAGGUGGUGACCACAGACCACUUCUCAGUUCCAAUGCUUCCUGGCUGAUGUUUUGGUCACUUUUGAAUGCUGGCGGUGCUUUCACUCUAGUGGUAGCAUGAGACGGAGUCUACAACCCACACAAGUGGCUCAGGUAGUGCAGCUCAUCCAGGAUGGCACAUCAAUGCGAGCUGUGGCAAGAAGGUUUGCUGUGUCUGUCAGCGUAGUGUCCAGAGCAUGGAGGCGCUACCAGGAGACAGGCCAGUACAUCAGGAGAUGUGGAGGAGGCCGUAGGAGGGCAACAACCCAGCAGCAGGACUGCUACCUCCGCCUUUGUGCAAGGAGGAGCAGGAGGAGCACUGCCAGAGCCCUGCAAAAUGACCUCCAGCAGGCCUCAAAUGUGCAUGUGUCUGCUCAAACGGUCAGAAACAGACUCCAUGAGGGUGGUAUGAGGGCCCGACGUCAACAGGUGGGGGUUGUGCUUACAGCCCAACACCGUGCAGGACGUUUGGCAUUUGCCAGAGAACACCAAGAUUGGCAAAUUCGCCACUGGCGCCCUGUGCUCUUCACAGAUGAAAGCAGGUUCACACUGAGCACAUGUGACAGAGUCUGGAGACGCCGUGGAGAACGUUCUGCUGCCUGCAACAUCCUCCAGCAUGACCGGUUUGGCGGUGGGUCAGUCAUGGUGUGGGGUGGCAUUUCUUUGGGGGGCCGCACAGCCCUCCAUGUGCUCGCCAGAGGUAGCCUGACUGCCAUUAGGUACCGAGAUGAGAUCCUCAGACCCCUUGUGAGACCAUAUGCUGGUGCGGUUGGCCCUGGGUUCCUCCUAAUGCAAGACAAUGCUAGACCUCAUGUGGCUGGAGUGUGUCAGCAGUUCCUGCAAGAGGAAGGCAUUUAUGCAAUGGACUGGCCCACCCGUUCCCCAGACCUGAAUCCAAUUGAGCACAUCUGGGACAUCAUGUCUCGCUCCAUCCACCAACGCCACGUUGCACCACAGACUGUCCAGGAGUUGGCGGAUGCUUUAGUCCAGGUCUGGGAGGAGAUCCCUCAGGAGACCAUCCGCCACCUCAUCAGGAGCAUGCCCAGGCGUUGUAGGGAGGUCAUACAGGCACGUGGAGGCCACACACACUACUGAGCCUCAUUUUGACUUGUUUUAAGGACAUUACAUCAAAGUUGGAUCAGCCUGUAGUGUGGUUUUCCACUUUAAUUUUGAGGGUGACUCCAAAUCCAGACCUCCAUGGGUUGAUAAAUUUGAUUUCCAUUGAUAAUUUUUGUGUGAUUUUGUUGUCAGCACAUUCAACUAUGUAAAGAAAAAAGUAUUUAAUAAGAUUAUUUCAUUCAUUCAGAUCUAGGAUGUGUUAUUUUAGUGUUCCCUUAAUUUUUUUGAGCAGUGUAUUUUGUGUUUCUUCCAUUUGCGAAUAAUCACACCAACUGUUGUCACCUUCUCACCAAGCUGCUUGGCGAUGGUCUUGUAGCCCAUUCCAGCCUUGUGUAGGUCUGCAAUCUUGUCCAUGACAUCCUUGGAGAGCUCUUUGGUCUUGGCCAUGGUGGAGAGUUUGGAAUCUGAUUGAUUGAUUGGUUCUGUGGACAGGUGUCUUUUUAUACAGGUAACAAGCUGAGAUUAGGAGCAAUCCCUUUAAGAGUGUGCUCCUAAUCUCAGCUCCUUACCUGUAUAAAAAGACACCUGGGAGCCAGAAAUCUUUCUGAUUUGAGAGAGGGUCAAAUACUUAUUUCCCUCAUUAAAAUGCAAAUCAAUUUAUAACAUUUUUGACAUGCGUUUUUCUGGAUUUUUUUGUUGUUAUUCUGUCUCUCACUGUUCAAAUAAACCUACCAUUAAAAUGAUAGACUGUUCAUUUCUUUGUCAGUGGGCAAACGUACAAAAUCAGCAGGGGAUCAAAUACUUUUUUCCCUCACUACACCUACAGUGGGGAGAACAAGUAUUUGAUACACUGCUGAUUUUGCAGGUUUUCCUACUUACAAAGCAUGUAGAGGUCUGUAAUUUUUAUCAUAGGUACACUUAAACUGUGAGAGACGGAAUCUAAAACAAAAAUCCAGAAAAUCACAUUGUAUGAUUUAAGUAAUUCAUUUGCAUUUUAUCCAGGCUCUGCUGUAGCCGGCCGCAACCGGGAGACCAAUGGGGCGGCGCACAAUUGUCCCAGCGUCGUCCAGGGUAAGGGAGAGAAUGGCCGGCAGGGAGGUAACUCAGUUGGUAGAGCAUGGCGUUUGCAACGCCAGGGUUGUGGGUUCGUUUCCCACCGGGGGCCAGUAUGAAAAUAAAAAAGAAUAAUGUAUGCACUAACUGUAAGUCGCUCUGGAUAAGAGCGUCUGCUAAAUGACGUAAAUGUAAAUGUUAUUGCAUGACAGAAGUAUUUGAUACAUCAGAAAAGCAGAACUUAAUAUUUGGUACAGAAACCUUUGUUUGUAAUUACAGAGAUCAUAUGGCAUAUUAUUUAUUAUUUAUUUAUACGUUUCCUGUAGGUCUUGACCAGGUUUGCACACACUGCAGCAGGGAUUUUGGCCCACUCCUCCAUACAGACCUUCUCCAGAUACUUCAGUUUUCAGGGCUGUCGCUGGGAAAUAUGGACUUUCAGCUCCCUCCAAAGAUUUUCUAUUGGGUUCAGGUCUGGAGACUGGCUAGGCCACUCCAGGACCUUGAGAUUCUUCUUACGGAGCCACUCCUUAGUUGCCCUGGCUGUGUGUUUCGGGUCGUUGUCAUGCUGGAAGACCCAGCUACGACCCAUCUUCAAUGCUCUUACUGAGGGAAGGAGGUUGUUGGCCAAGAUCUCGCGAUACAUGGCCCCAUCCAUCCUCCCCUCAAUACGGUGCAGUCGUCCUGUCCCCUUUGCAGAAAAGCAUCCCCAAAGAAUGAUGUUUCCACCUCCAUGCUUCACGGUUGGGAUGGUGUUCUUCGGGUUGUACUCAUCCUUCUUCUUCCUCCAAACACGGCGAGUGGAGUUUAGACCAAAAAGCUCAAUUUUUGUCUCAUCAGACCACAUGACCUCCCAUUCCUCCUCUGGAUCAUCCAGAUGGUCAUUGGCAAACUUCAGACGGCCUGGACAUGCGCUGGCUUGAGCAGGGGGACCUUGCGUGCGCUGCAGGAUUUUAAUCCAUGACGGCGUAGUGUGUUACUAAUGGUUUUCUUUGAGACUGUGGUCCCAGCUCUCUUCAGGUCAUUGACCAGGUCCUGCCGUGUAGUUCUGGGCUGAUCCCUCACCUUCCUCAUGAUCAUUGAUGCCCCACGAGGUGAGAUCAUGCAUGGAGCCCCAGACCGAGGGUGAUUGACCGUCAUCUUGAACUUCUUCCAUUUUCUAAUAAUUGCGCCAACAGUUGUUGCCUUCUCACCAAGCUGCUUGACUAUUGUCCUGUAGCCCAUCCCAGCCUUGUGCAGGUCUACAAUUUUAUCCCUGAUGUCCUUACACAGCUCUCUGGUCUUGGCCAUUGUGGAGAGGUUGGAGUCUGUUUGAUUGAGUGUGUGGACAGAUGUCUUUUAUACAGGUAAAGAGUUCAAACAGGUGCAGUUAAUACAGGUAAUGAGUGGAGAACAGGAGGGCUUCUUAAAGAAAAACUAACAGGUUUGUGAGAGCCGGAAUUCUUACUGGUUGGUAGGUGAUCAACUACUUACAGUGGGGGAAAAAAGUAUUUAGUCAGCCACCAAUUGUGCAAGUUCUCCCACUUAAAAAGAUGAGAGAGGCCUGUCAUUUUCAUCAUAGGUACACGUCAACUAUGACAGACAAAUUGAGGAAAAAAAAUCCAGAAAAUCACAUUGUAGGAUUUUUAAUGAAUUUAUUUGCAGAUUAUGGUGGAAAAUAAGUAUUUGGUGACCUACAAACAAGCAAGAUUUCUGGCUCUCAUAGACCUGUAACAACUUCUUUAAGAGGCUCCUCUGUCCUCCACUCGUUACCUGUAUUAAUGGCACCUGUUUGAACUUGUUAUCAGUAUAAAAGACACCUGUUCACAACCUCAAACAGUCACACUCCAAACUCCACUAUGGCCAAGACCAAAGAGCUGUCAAAGGACACCAGAAACAAAAUUGUAGACCUGCACCAGGCUGGGAAGACUGAAUCUGCAAUAGGUAAGCAGCUUGGUUUGAAGAAAUCAACUGUGGGAGCAAUUAUUAGGAAAUGGAAGACAUACAAGACCACUGAUAAUCUCCCUCGAUCUGGGGCUCCACGCAAGAUCUCACCCCGUGGGGUCAAAAUGAUCACAAGAACGGUGAGCAAAAAUCCCAGAACCACACGGGGGGACCUAGUGAAUGACCUGCAGAGAGCUGGGACCAAAGUAACAAAGCCUACCAUCAGUAACACACUACGCCGCCAGGGACUCAAAUCCUGCAGUGCAAGACGUGUCCCCCUGCUUAAGCCAGUACAUGUCCAGGCCCGUCUGAAGUUUGCUAGAGUGCAUUUGGAUGAUCCAGAAGAGGAUUGGGAGAAUGUCAUAUGGUCAGAUGAAACCAAAAUAGAACUUUUUGGUAAAAACUCAACUCGUUGUGUUUGGAGGACAAAGAAUGCUGAGUUGCAUCCAAAGAACACCAUACCUACUGUGAAGCAGGGGGUGGAAACAUCAUGCUUUUGGGCUGUUUUUCUGCAAAGGGACCAGGACGACUGAUCCGUGUAAAGGAAAGAAUGAAUGGGGCCAUGUAUCGUGAGAUUUUGAGUGAAAACCUCCUUCCAUCAGCAAGGGCAUUGAAGAUGAAACGUGGCUGGGUCUUUCAGCAUGACAAUGAUCCCAAACACACCGCCCGGGCAACGAAGGAGUGGCUUCGUAAGAAGCAUUUCAAGGUCCUGGAGUGGCCUAGCCAGUCUCCAGAUCUCAACCCCAUAGAAAAUCUUUGGAGGGAGUUGAAAGUCCGUGUUGCCCAGCGACAGCCCCAAAACAUCACUGCUCUAGAGGAGAUCUGCAUGGAGGAAUGGGCCAAAAUACCAGCAACAGUGUGUGAAAACCUUGUGAAGACUUACAUAAAACGUUUGACCUGUGUCAUUGCCAACAAAGGGUAUAUAACAAAGUAUUGAGAAACUUUUGUUAUUGACCAAAUACUUAUUUUCCACCAUAAUUUGCAAAUAAAUUCAUAAAAAAUCCUACAAUGUGAUUUUCUGGAAAAGAAAAUCUCAUUUUGUCUGUCAUAGUUGACGUGUACCUACGAUGAAAAUUACAGGCCUCUCUCAUCUUUUUUAAGUGGGAGAACUUGCACAAUUGGUGGCUGACUAAAUACUUUUUUUCCCCACUGUAUGUCAUGCAAUAAAAUGCAAAUUAAUCACUUAAAAAUCAUACAAUGUGAUUUUCUGGAUUUUUGUUUUAGAUUCCGUCUCUCACAGUUGAAGUGUACCUAUGAUAAAUUACAGACCUCUCCAUGCUUUGUAAGUAGAAAAACCUGCAAAAUUGUCAGUGUAUCAAAUACUUGUUCUCCCCACUGUAUAAAUAGUAAAACCAGAGAAACUGAUAAUUUUGCAGUGGUCUCUUAAUUUUUUCCGCAGCUGUGUGUAUGUAUAAGUAUAUAUAAUUAUUUUGCCAUCUACCAAUAGGUGCCCUUCUUGGCGAGGCAUUGGAAAUGUCCCUGGUCUUUGUGGUUGAAUCUGUGUUUGAAAUUCACUGCUCGACUGAGAGACGUACAAAUAAUUGUAUAUGUGGGGUACAGAGAUGAUAGUGAUUGAAAAAUCAUGUUAAACACUAUUAUUGCACACAGUGAGUUCAUGCAACUUAUUAUGUGACUUGUUAGGCAUAUUUUUACCCCUGAACUUAUUCAGGCUUGCCAUAACAGGGUUUAACAGAAUACUUAUUGACUCAAUACAUUUCAGCUUUUCAUUUUUAUUUAACUUGUAAAACUAAAAAACAUAAUUCCACUUUGACAUUAUGGGGUUUUGUAUGUAGGCCAGUGAUGCAACAUCUCAAUUUAAUCUAUUUUAAAUUCAGGCAGUAACACAACAAUGUGGAAAAAGUCAAGGGGUGUAAAUACUUUCAGAAGGCACUGUAUAUGUUAUCCACCUGUCACUUCAGACAAUAGACAACAGUAUGCUGUGGAUAUUUUCUUGAAAAACUCAGUCUUGAAAAAAUUCUACUGCGGACAGACAAUGUUUUCCACAACUACUAUGUGGGUGAAGGAAGCCCUGUUGUAGUGUUGUGUCACUAAUAGGGUUUGGCGAUGUCAACCGUUGUCCUAUUGUGAUUAUGUACUAAUAAAACAUUGAUCUACAAUGGUAUCGUCCCCUAUUGUUGUUUUUACUCCGCUAAAACAACCGUUGGGCUAUUGCGUUAAAUUGCAUGCUACAGCUAUACGAAUCAUGGACUGAGAUAUUUUUUUUUUUACACCUGUAACUGCCAUUUCCUGCAAUCUAGAGCAAAACAUUUUCUUAAAUGGUAACAAAUAAAGUAAAAAAAUAUUUAUACAGUAUACGUUUUUGUUUUUUACAUAGUGGCGCAGCCAAUCCAAAAGGUGCCGCAGCGUCCCUUUUACAUUCUUUGGGGAGAACCCUGGGCAAUUGUUUUUUUUCUAAUCUCUUAUAAAGCUGUGAUUGUGAAUGGCCUAAAUACAGUGCAUUCAGAAAGUAUUCAGACCCCUUGACUUUUUCCACAUUUUGUUACGGUACAGCCAGUGGCGACCCGUCAUUCAGGGCAGGUGGGGCAGAGUCACAUAUCAGAUUGCAAAUAAUGUACAAAAAUAAAGUAAAUAAAGCCGCAUACAAACAUGGUCUCUUUUUUGCUUUCUUGAGUAAGGCAGCUCCAAAAUGCAGGUGUUUCAGCCUAGCUCAGUGCUUUCUGUGGUGGUGGGGCAGCCAGCAUAAAAUACAGAGUGUAAGGGAUGGUAAUGUUCUCUAGUUGCGCUGUGAUUGGCUCAGUGUUCGGUCACUCAAGGGGACACUACGUCACUGCAAAAUCUACGGGGAGAGCUCGAAAAUUCAAGCCCCUUGGGUGCUGCCAUAGAGUUACAUUAGAAGUGCCCAUCCAAGAAGGCUCAAGGUCAUUUGCCACAGAUAAAAUGACGUCAAAUAACGUUAUAUGUACCGUAGCUUUGAUUGGACUGAUCAUGUCUUUCAUCAUACUUUCAAAAUCUUAGCUAGCAGUCAUCAUCAUGAACCAAGUCGACAAUCUACUGGCAAAUCCUUUUCAAUCCUUGUCAUAUGAAGAGAAAUAAUGAAGAGAAAUUAUAGAUAAAACGUAUCGGUGCUCAUCGGCCAUUGGACAUAAACAUUACACAACAAGUUGGAAAUUGCAAAUUCAGCAAUGAGUGGUUUGGAAGGAAUCAGUGGCUAACUGCAAGUAUUGCAAAGCAAUCUCUAGCCUGCUAUUCAGUUGAGUGGGUAUGUGGACCAAGUCUGUGUUUAAGGGUCUCUUUUCCAAGCUUAAAAGGAUAAACAUUCAACAUGACUUCUGCCGCAAUCGAAACAACUGGGAAAUCUCAGACUUCAGUGAAUUCAAGACAACUGGGAACUGCUCCGACUGGGAAAAUACGUUUUGAACAGUCAUCCAACUCGGAAUUCCAAGUCGGGAACUCGGGCCUCUUUCUAGAGCUCCGACCUAAAGAUCACUGACGUCAUGAUUCAACCUAGUUUUUUUCUGAGUUCCCAGUUGUCUUGAAAACACCAUAAAUCCAGAGAAUGCCAGACUUUGAUGACAAAAUCUGUCCACAAGAAGGACCGUCGCGCCACCUUCCUGUUCAAGUGAGCACAGCACAACAAGGUGAGUCCAAAAAUGUAGUGUAUGCUGCUGCAUACAUUAUGUAAUAUACCAGGGAGAUAUGUAUACUGUAGCUAAGAAAGCAAUAUUAAGUGUAUGUUGUUUAGUUAGCUGUUAGUAGCCCAUGUGCCUCACCCUCCCUUUUCCCCUAAUAACUUAGCCUACUGUUCUGACUUGGUUGUGCACAUUUAGCCUAUAGCCUGUUUUAUAGAAUUGUAAUCAUCGAAUAUUGUAAGAGCUUUCAUUGUCUGCUUAUAUGCCCCCUUUAUUUAUCCUACGGUUCUGACUUGGUGUACAGCGAAGAAUACUGUAACAACGGCCCUUGUUCUGAAUUCUGUUGCCGUACAUUUCAAAAGUGCUGAACAAAUAGUUAUAUUGACUACGUCCGUCCUCGCUCAUGAAUGUCUUAAUCGAAAUUACAGAUUGCCUCUUAUCCGGUCGUCGUCCCCUUAUGCCAUAGUUUGUACAUCUCAAUUGUCAGUAGAAACCACAUUUGUUUAAGCAAGUCAGCCUUAUCAGCUAUGUUUUUUUUAAAGGCAGGAAAUUAGGCUGAAUGAACUAUUUCGCUGCCAGACAAGGCUCUGCUUAUAGCCAGGUCUACGUAGCAGUAGUAAGGUGUUGGGACUGCUGUUGGAACUUUGUUGGCCCUAACAGUUUUGGGCACCGUUUGUCAUCAUUAUAGUGCAAUUAAUGUAUUGUUUAGUGUUGUGUUGUGUAUUUGCUUUGCUGGUAUGCAUAAUUUUUUUUGGGGGGGGAUUGCCCCACCAAGAUUUACAUGCUAAAAUCGGCACUGGUUACAGCUCAUUCUAAACUGGAUUACAUUGUUUUUUCCCCUCAUCAAUCUACGCACAAUUACCCCAUAAUAACAAAGCAAAAACUGGUUUUUAGAAAUGUUUGUAAAUGUAUUUAAAAUAAAAGCGUGAUAUCACAUUUACAUAAGUAUUCAGACCCUUUACUCAGUACUUUGUUGAAGCACCUUUGAUGCUACAAGCUUGUCACAGCUGUAUUUGGGGAGUUUCUCCUAUUCUUCUCUGCAGAUCCUCUCAAGCUCUGUCAGGUUGAAUGGGGAGCAUCGCUGCACAGCUAUUUUCAGGUCUCUCCAGAGAUGGUCGAUCGGGUUCAAGGCUGGGCUCUGGCUGGGCCACAGAAGGACAUUCAGAGACUUGUCCCGAAGCCACUCCUGCGUUGUCAUGGCUGUGUGCUUAGGGUCAUUAUCCUGUUGGAAGGUGAACCUUCGCCCCGGUCUGAUGUCCUGAGCGCCCUGGAGCAGGUUUUCAUCAAGGAUCUCUUUUGUAAAUUGCUCCGUUCAUCUUUCCCUCAAUCCUGACUUGUCUCCCAGUCCCUGCCGCUGAAAAACAUCCCCACAGCAUGAUGCUGCCACCACCAUGCUUCACCGUAGGGAUGGUGCCAGCUUUCCUCCAGAUGUGACGCUUGUCAUUCAGGCCAAAGAGUUCAAUCUUGGUUUCAUCAGACCAGAGAAUCUUGUUUCUCAUGGUCUGAGUCCUUUAGGUGCCAAGCGGGCUGUCAUGUGCCUUUUACUGAGGAGUGGCUUCCGUCUGGCUGCUCUAACAUAAAGGCCUGAUUGGUGGAGUGCUAAUGAGAUGGUCGUCCUUCGGGAAGGUUGUCCCAUCUCCACAGAGGAACUGCUGCGGCGCCAGUCAAGUUCAAAAGGCUAAACCAUCGUCUGUAACAUCACAAUGUCCUCACCAUCGACGAUGGCUGUCAAACAUUGUCGAUAGACGAUACUAUCGUAAUAUUUCCCAACCCUAGUCACUAUACUCAGUUCAAUCGAGGGCAGGCUUAACUGAAUGAACAACAGAGACAAGAUGCAAGUAUAAACAUUUUAUUAAAAUAGUUUGGGGAAUGCCUUCGUCAUUGAUCCUCGGAGCCAGAUACUGGUAUACAGGUAGCCCUAUGCGGGGCAGCUGGCAUCAAAGCCACCCUGCUGGGAGAAAAAGGUUCCGAUGAUGAGCCUUCAGCUGCUGGAGGUGGAGGGUCGGUGGUGAAACUUUUGCUGUAAGACGUAAGUGAGGGAACAACACUAAGCUGUCAUUUAAAUACAUCAAAAUAUGUAUUCCCAUUGGUGAGAAAUCAAAUCAAAUUUUAUUUGCCACAUGUGCCGAAUACAACAGGUGUAGACAUUACAGUGAAACGCUUACUUACAAGCCCUUAACCAACAAUGCAUUUUUAAAGAUAAAAAAAGUCUUAAGUAAAACAAAAUAGGCUAAUAACUAAAGAGCAGCAGUAAAAUAAAAUAACAGUAGGGAGGCUAUUUACAUGGGGGUACCGGUGCAGAGUCGAUGUGCGGGGGCACCGGCUAGUCAAGGUAAUAUGUACAUGUGGGUAGAGUUAGUGACUAUGCAUAAAUAAUAAACAGAGUAGCAGCAGUGUAAAAGAGGGGGGGGUGGGGGUGGGGGGGGCAGUGCAAAUAGUCCGGGUAGCCAUGAUUAGCUGUUCAGGAGUCUUAUGGUUUGCGGGUAGAAGCUGUUGAGAAGCCUUUUGGACCUAGACUUGGCGCUCCAGUACCGCUUGCCGUGCGGUAGCAGAGAGAACAGUCUAUAACUAGGGUGGCUGGAGUCUUUGACAAUUUUGCGGUCCUUCUUCUGACACCGCCUGGGAUAGAGGUCCUGGAUGGCAGGAAGUUUGGCCCCAGUGAUGUACUGGGCCGUACGCACUACCCUCUGUAGUGCCUUGCAGUCGCAUGCCUGCGCAGUUGCCAUACCAGGCGGUGAUGCAACCAGUCAGGAUGCUCUCGAUGGUGCAGCUGUAAAACUUUUUGAGGAUCUGAGGACCCAUGCCAAAUCUGUUUAGUCUCCUGAGGGGGAAUAUACUUUGUCAUGCCCUCUUCAUGACUAUCUUGGUGUGUUUGGACCAUGAUAGUUUGUUGGUGAUAUGGACACCAAGGAACUUGAAGCUCUCAACCUGUUCCAAUACAGCCCCGUCGAUGAGAAUGGGGGCGUGCUCAGUCCUCUUUUUUCCCUGUAGUCCACAAUCAUCUCCUUUGUCUUGAUCACGUUGAGGGAGAGGUUGUUAUCCUGGCACCACACGGCCAGGUCUCGGACCUCCUCCCUAUAGGCUGUCUCAUCGUUGUCGGUGAUGAGGCCUACCACUUUUGUGUCGUCAGCAAACUUAAUGAUGGUGUUGGAGUCGUGCCUGGCCAUGCUGUCAUGCGUGAACAGGGAGUACAGGAGGGGACUAAGCACGCACCCCUGAGUGGCCCCCGUGUUGAGGAUCAACGUGGCAGAUGUGUUGUUACCUACCCUUACCACCUGGGGGCGGCCCAUCAGGAAAUCCAGGAUCCAGUUGCAGAGGAAGGUGUUUAGUCCCAGGAUCCUUAGCUUAGUGAUGAGCUUUGAGGGCACUAUGGUGUUGAACGCUGAGCUGUAGUCAAUGAACAGCAUUCUCACAUAGGUGUUCCUCUUGUCCAGGUGGGAAAGGGCAGUGUGGAGUGCAAUAGGGAUUGCAUCAUCUGUGGAUCUGUUGGGGCGGUAUGCAAAUUGUAGUGGGUCUAGGGUUUCUGGGAUAAUGGUGUUGAUGUGAGCCAUGACCAGCCUUUCAAAGCACUUCAUGGCUACAGACGUGAGUGCUGCGGGUCGGUAGUCAUUUAGGAAGGUUAUCUUAGUGUCCUUGGGCACAGGGACUAUGGUGGUCUGCUUGAACCAUGCUGGUUUUACAGACUCAGUCAGGGACAUGUUGAAAAUGUCAGUGAAGACACUUGCCAGUUGGUCAGCACAUUACACGUCCUGGUAAUCCGUCUUGCCCUGCGGCCUUGUGAAUGUUGACCUGCUUAAAAGUCUUACUCACAUCGGCUACGGAGAGCGUGAUCACAUUGUCAUCCGGAACAGCUGGUGCACUCAUGCAUGCUCAUGUGUUGCUUGCCUCGAAGCGAGGAUAGAAGUGAUUUAGCUCGUCUGGUAGGCUUGUGUCACUGGGCAGCUCGCAGCUGUGCUUCCCUUUGUAGUCUGUAAUAGUUUUCAAGCCCUGCCACAUCCGACGAGUGUCAGAGCCGGUGUAGUACGAUUCAAUCUUAUUCCGGUAUUGACUCUUUUUCUGUUUGAUGGUUCGUCGGAGGGCAUAGCGGGAUUUCUUAUAAGCGUCCGGGUUAGAGUCCCUCUCCUUGAAAGCGGCAGCUCUACCCUUUAGCUUUGUUGCGGAUGUUGCCUGUAAUCCAUGGCUUAUUGUUGGGGUAUGUACGUACGGUCACUGUGGGGACGACGUCAUCGAUGCACUUAUUGAUGAAGCCGUUGACUGAUGCGGUGUACUCCUCUAUGCUAUCUGAAGAAUCCCGGAACAUAUUCCAGUCUGUGCUAGCAAAACAGUCCUGUAGCUUAGCAUCUGCGUCAUCUGACCACUUUUUUAUUAACCGAGUCACUGGUGCUUCCUGCUUUAGUUUUUGCUUAUAAGCAGGAAUCAGGAGGAUAGAGUUAUGGUCAGAUUUGCCAAAUGGAGGGCGAGGGAGAGCUUUGUAUACGUCUCUGUAUGUGGAGUAAAGGUUGUCUAGAGUUUUUUUUUUUUUUCCUCUGGUUGCACAUUUAACAUGCUGGUAGAAAUUAGGUAGGACGGAUUUAAGUUUCCCUGCAUUAAAGUCCCUGGCCACUAGAGAAGAGAGCAUGUUGAUGAUUGCACUGGUAUGCAAAUCAAAUGUCAUAUAAAAUGUAUUUAAAAUCCCUUUUUACAUCAGCAGAUGUCACAAAGUGCUUAUACGGAAACCCAGCCUAAAACCCCAAACGGCAAGCAAUGCAGAUGUAGAAGCAUGUUGACUAGGGAAAAACUCCCUAGAAAGGCAGGAACCUAGGAAGAAACCUAGAGAGGAACCAGGCUCCGAGGGGUGACCAGUCCUCUUCUGGCUGUGCCGGGUGGAGAUUAUAAAAGUACAUGGCCAUUAAGGCCAGAUCGUUCUUCAAGAUGAUCAAACGUUCAUAGAUGACCAGCAUGGUCAAAUAAUAAUCAGUGGUUGUAGAGGGAGUAAAUGUCAGUUGGCUUUUCAUAGUCAAUCAUUCAGAGGUCGAGACAGCAGGUGAGGUAGUGAUAGAGAUGGAGAGUCGAAAAAACAGCUGGUCCGGGACAAUGUAGCACGUCCAGUGAACAGAUCAGGGUUCCAUAGUGUCAGGCAGAACAGUGGUCCUGAUGCAUGGUCCUAGGGCUCAGGUCCUCCCAGUGGGGGAGAGGGAGAGGGCACACAUAUUUAAAGUCACAGAGGACACCAGAUAAGACGGGAGAAUUACACCAGAUAUAACAGACUGACCCUAGUCCCCCAGCACAUAGACUAUUGCAGCAUAGAAACUAUGCCUAUAGGUUAUUUAGCAAGUGUGAUAAAGUUGCAUUAUUCAGCUGUGCUGAUUGGCCAUAGGGUAAUAGGUGACUGACAUUCCGCACAUGGCUAAUUGAUAGUAAAGGAGGACGAGUGACAUGAUACUGUGCUGUUGAUGAGAACAUUCUAAACAGCAGAUAUACAUUCCUGCAUGUUCAUAGUAAAGGACUAUAUAGUUUAGUCUCUGUGUUUUUCUUUUUUGCCAUGGAAUAUCGCAGAGUAUCUUGGUAGUAUUGUGAUACUGAUAUCCUGAAAACUUGAAAAUAAUUAAUGAAUUAACUUUAAACAUAUUUCCAGCGCGUAUUCAGUAGGAACCAAACCGGAAGAACGCAUCUGAAUUUGUCCAAUAAGAAACUCUUGUUUUCGUUGCAAACAGUUUUGUUAAGGUGUGCACCACAUAACAUUUUCAAAAUACUAAAUCGACCUGUUGUUCUUUAUUCUGUCUCUAUGUCCCAGUGUUUGUGUUUGAAGCUGAGGCUCCGACACAGCUGGUGAAGGCCACCUCGGCCAUCGAGAGAGCCGUGUUCAUCACCAUGCAGUGGGUGGCCAGCGUCAAGCCCAGAGCCGGUCCCCUCUACACCAACGCAGAGGAGCUCAAGACCCAAGUAAAGAGAAUGGGUGGUUACUUUCAGCUUCUCAUCCAGGUAGACAUCUUUGUCAGCACUUUUUAAAAUGUAAAUACACCAGACAGAAUGAUCAAUGUAUCGGACUGUCUUGAAAAAGAGAUGUUAUCUUUAUGAAACUGACCUGGAUAAAUAUGUUGGAUAAGGUAUUACAUUCCAAAAGGUACACAAAGGACACAUCAGAGCAUUGAAACUAUUGAACACAGUAUAUUCAAAACAGUAGCAGCUGUAUGUGAAUGUACAACAUACAGAUAGAGCUAUGCACCAACAACAUUCAUGCGCACCUACUGUGCAUUCGGAAAGUACUCAGACCCCUUGACAUUUUCCACAUUAUGUUACGUAACAGACUUAUUCUAAAAUGGAUUAAGUUGUUUUACCCCAUAGCAAAGUGUCUGAAUACUUAGGUAAAUAAGGUAUUUCUGUUUCUUUGUAUUUAAUACAUUUGCUAAAAUUUCUAAAAACAUGUUUUCGCUUUGUCACUAUGGGUUAUUGUGUGUAGAUUGAUAAGGGAAAGGGGUCUGAAUACUUUCCAAAGGCACUAUAUGUACAGUACUACAUAUGCAUUGUUGACUAGUUAAGUGCAAGUAAUGUCAUAGUGAAUUACAGUAAAGAUAUUCUAGAAAUAUCCGUUUUUAUCCCAGUUAAACUGAAAAAACUAAAACGCUGCAAAAGGAAAAUCCUUUUCAAUCGAGUCGGGUUGACACCUCACUGGCUCAUCAAAAUUCACCUCAGUGAUUGACAGGUUUUAGCUUUGAGCUGUUUUGAGUGCUCGUAUGGAAAUGGCAGAGCGUAGGGGAAUUCUCAACCUUGAGCCUCAAGUCCAACAUGAAUAUGAAUAUGAAUAUAUAUAUAUAUAUAAAUUCUACACACCCCUUGCGCAGUCUUCACAUUUUGCUGCCUUAAAAUUAUGGUUUAAAGAAUCCUACUGACGUACACAACCUACUCCACAUGUGAAAGAAAAAUUGUAGAAAGUUUUCCAAAUGAAUAAAAAAAACUAAACAAAGAUGUUUUGAUUGCGCAUGUCUUCACACCCCAGAGUUAAUACUUGGUGGAAGCACCUUUGGCAGCCAUUACAUCUGUGAAACAUUUUGAAUAUGAUUCUACCAACUUUGCACAACUCUUAGGGCAGCAUAUAAUAUCCAUAGUUUUUGUCAAAAUCUCUCAAGCUCAGUAAAUUUGGUUGGGAGUCAAUGAUGGACAGUAAUAUUCAAACCGUGUCUCUGAUUUUCAAGCAGGUUUAAGUCAGGACUGAGACUGGACCUUUCAGGAACACUCAACACAUCUUGGAAAGCCAUUCUGGUGUGUUUUCUACAUAGAAAUGUGUGUAAUUGUCCCGCUGAAAAAUAAAACUAUCCCAGGGUUAGGUAUUCAGAAGGCUGAGGCAGGGUUUCCUCUUACUUUUUAUCUGGGCUUUGCUCCUUUCAUAUUUAUUUAGAUCCUGACAAACUCCCCAGUCUCUGCCCGUGACGAGCAUACUCAUAACUUUAUGCUGCCACCACAAUACUUGACAAGACAGAGGAUCAACAACAUUGCAUUCACUCCACAUUAUUGGCCUCUAUGACAGUUUAAAAAAUGAAACCUGUGUUAAAUCCACUCCAAAUCAUCUCCACCUUUGAAAAUGUGGAGUAGCUUGUGUAGAUCGGUAGGAAAACAAUAAUAUGUAUUCCCUUUUGAGAUUACAUUUUAAGGCAGCAAAAUGUGAAGACUAUGCAAGGGGUGUGUAGACCUUCACUACAUUUUUUACAUUUUAGUAAUUUAGCAGACACUCUUAUCCAGAGCAACUUACAGGAGCAAUUAGGGUUAAGUGCCUUGCUUUAGGGCACAUCAACAGAUUUCACCUAGUCAGCUAGGGGAUUUGAACUAGCAACCUUUCGGUUACUGGCCCAAUCUCUUAACCGCUUGGCUACCACCCAGCCCACACUAGUCACUAGUGACUGUAUACAGUGCCUUCAAAAAGUAUUCAUACUCAUUUACAUUUACAUUUUAGUCAUUUAGCAGACGCUCUUAUCCAGAGCGACUUACAGUUAGCACAUACAUUAUUUUAUCGAACCCACAAUAUACUCCUUGACUUUGUUGUUGUUAGAGCCUGAAUUCAAAAUUUAUUUAAUAUUUGUUUUCUUUCUCCCCUAUCUACCCCAUAAUGACAAAGUGAAAACAUGUUUUUUGAAGAUUUUGCUAAUGUAUUGAAAAUGAAAUACAGUAUCUCAUUUACAUAAGUAUUCACACCCCUGAGUCAAUACUUUGUAGAAGCACCUUUGCAGGAAUUACAGCUGUGAGUCUUUCUGGGUAAGUCUCUUAAGAGCUUUCCACACCUGGAUUGUGACAUUUUUACCCAUUAUUAUUUUCAAAAUGCUUUAAGCUCUAUCAAUUUGGUUGUUGAUCAUUGCUAAACAACCAUUUUCAGGUCUUGCCAUAGAUUUUCAAGUAGAUUUAAGUCAAAACUGUAUCUUGGCCACUCCGGAAAAUUCACUGUCUUCUUGGUGGUAAGCAACUCCAGUGUAAAUUUGGCCUUGUGUUUUAAGUUAUUGUCCUGCUGAAAGGUGAAUUCAUCCCCCCAAUGUCUAGUGGAAAGCAGACUGGACCAGGUUUGAUAAACUCCCCAGUCCUUAACGAUUACUGGCAGCCACCACUAUACUUGAAAAUAUGGAAAAUGUGUAGUAUUUGCCUUGUGCAAACAAGAUGCAUGUUUUGGAAUAUUUGUAUUCUGUACAGGCUUCCUUCUUUUCCCUCUGUCAAUUAGGUUAGUAUUGUGGAGUAACAUCAAUGUUGUUAUGUGACUUGUUAAGCACAUUUGUACUCCUGAACUUAUUUAGGCUUGCCAUAACAGGGGUUGAAUACUUAUUGACUCAAGACGUUCCACUUUGACAUUGUGGGGUAUUGUGUGUCAUCGGCCAGUGACCAAAAACUCUCUUUAAUACAUUUUAAAUUCAGGCUGUAUCACAACAAUGUGGAAAAAGUCGAGGGGUAUGAAUACUUUCUGAAGGCACUGCAUGUACGGCACAAUCUAACAUACCUAACCAGUGCCAGCAAUAAACAUUUUUAAACAUUCCCCACCCUUCUCACCCUCCUUUCACACUACCGUAUUUCUUAAUUAUUAUUAUUAUUUUAUUUUUUAACAUUUGCAUUUUUCCCUAGUUCAUUUAUGUAUUCAUUCAAAUACAAUAUAAUUUGACAUUUUAGUAAUUUAGCAAACUCUCUUAUCCAGAGCGACUUGCAGUUAGUGCAUUCAUUUCAAUUUGGCUAGGUGAGACAACUACAUUUCAAUCAUAUUAAGUACAUUUUUCAUUAAUAAAGUAGUUGCGAGUGUUGGUGUUUUUUUGUUUAUUUUAUUCAAAUAAAAUACAAUUUAAUUAACCAAUUAUUUAUUUAACAUCCAAUUCCCGUGUGGUCCCCAGGGCUGUGACUCUGAGAUUUCGUCCAUGGUGACCGAGGCCCACAGGAAGAGUGGUCAGUGUCUGGACACGGCACUGCUGGUCAUCAGCCACCUGGCUGCGCUUACCGCCACCCAGCUCCACGUGACCGAGCUGGGCUCUGAGGCCACAGGCAAGGUAAAUGUUACCACACCUGUCUGUCUGUUUCUCACUCACUCACUCAAACUCUCACCAUGUACUGCCUUUCAUAUUGAUUGAGAAUGGAUAAGAUACUGGGCAUGGUGGAUAACGAAGCCAUGAUGCAUCCUGCCUGGAUGCUUCAUCUCCACCCCCCCCACCCCCACCCACCAAGAAAGCGGUCUCUCAAAAGUUGUGGUUGUCGUCUCUCUUUCCCCAGCGGUCUGUGGCCCUGUCUCUGUUGGAGGGGACCUGUAAAGGGGUGCACUCUCUCCUGGAAGAGGGUCUGACUAUCUCCAACGAGAUGCUGAGAGAUGCGCAGCUGGCCAAUCCCAGGACUCCGGUACAUAGCCACCAUUUAGUCUUCCUCUGUAUUCACGGUCUGUGACUUCUCUAUAUGAAUUGUUUUGAUAUACCUUGAGAGGGAUCCUUGAGGUUCUGUCAUCAGAGAAAUGUUAUAUUAAAAAGUAAGGUAAAAAAUAACAACAUUUAAAGCCAUGAAUGGCAUCGAUGAUUUGCAUAGGAUUAACAAUAUUGCAAUGAUAUUCUGGAUUGUUUCUUUAGAAUGCCUCUAUUUUGUCUCUUAUCAAGCAUUAGUCUCCAAACAAGAUACCAUAUGGUCUAUGUUUCUGGCAGGUUUUGCAGAGCCUCAAGUCGAAGAUGCUGGACCUGUCCUGUGCUCUCCAGAGCUACAUCCACUGCCACAUGACGGUGAGCACUGAGCGAACCAUAACAAACCCAAACAGCCCAUCUAUCUUUCUUGACACAGGGUUAAACUCUCCAGAUUAAUAGCCCCUCCCACAGCCAGCCUGUUAAAAGGUGCGAAUCAGCUUUUAUGGCUCUUGUAAAGACCUUGCCACCCCUGUUGGCCUUAUCGCCACAGUCUCAUGUUGGGACCAUCGUUCAGGUAAUGGAUGUGUUGAAUGAAGUGCCAUUAGUCACGUUAACGCGCUUGUUUGCCAUUAUCUGCCGCGCACAAACAAGCACCUUUGUUAGCGUCAAUCAUCGGCUGCGCUAGGCGAUUGGGACAAAGGAGGGGACAUCUUUCCCCCGGACCUCCACCCCCAUUGUCGUCAAACAAAAGGGGUUGGACGGACAACCAGACACAUGUUGAAUCUCUGUGGGCCUCUGGGAGAGCCAUGGUUUAAUUUGUUGCUACUGUAUUUUCAUGACUGUGAAAUGCAGAUAGUCAGGUCCAUAAUUAUUGGCACCCUUGAUACACAUUUAUUUAUACAAAUACUGUGUAUGCUCCAAAAAAAUGAUUUUAUACUAAUACAAUUGUGCAAAGAAAGAGAUUUUGUUUAACAACUAAUAAAACAAUCUAAAAAAGAUAAGGGUCAAAAUGAUUGGCACCCGUUUUCAAUACUCUAGCACCUUCCCCUUGCGAGGAUAACGACACUGAGACGUUUUCUUAAAUGUUUUAUGAGAUUGGAGAACAUGUUGGGAGGGAUCUUAGACCAGUCCUCCAUACAUAAUCUUUCCAGAUCCUUGAUAUCCUUUGCCUGCUUUUAUGGACUUCCUUCUUAAAUUCAAACUGCAGGUUUUCAAUGGAGUUUAAGUCCGGAGACUGAACAUUUUAGAUUUUUGUGGUCAAUUAACAAUUUCUGUGGAUUUUGAUUAGUGCUUAGGGUUAUUGUCUUGCUGGAAGAUCAUCUUGCGGCCAAGUUUCAGCCCCCUGGCAGAGGCAACCUUGUCUGGCUGACACCAGCUCUCAAAGUCUCCAGCCUUGAGAGUAGGGGUGUGAACGUUUAAACGUUAGAACAUUAAGAAAAAAUCCCUAACUGAAAAACUUUUUUUUAAACAACUACCUAACACAACAAUGCUGUAACGUUAGUAGGAGGAGCUACUUUAUUAGCAGAGCAGCAGCUCAAAUGUGAGUGACGAUGGGAGCGGGGAUGGCAACUAAAUCGACUCGCGCUGGUAGACAAAUUUAUUGCUAGUUAUUUAUCAUCUCAUCUGACUACAUAGUACCUGACUUGACUGCAUCAAACCGAGAGAAGCUAGUUAAGAUGGCCAGCUAGCUAACGUUAGCUAGGCUAAUUUAGACUACAUAACUUCAACUGUACACUUUCUCCCCUUCUGAAUCCUACAGUAACAACAACUCCAUUCAUAUUAUUAAGUAGCAGCCUACCUGGUGUUGUAGCCUGUCCUUCUCAUUUAACUUUUAGUUCUGUCAUUUUAUUUUCCAUCUCCCAUUGAUUAGCAUACAGUGCCCUCAGAAAGUAUUCACACCCCUUGACCUUUUUCCACAUUUUGUUGUGUUACAACCUGAAUUUAAAAUUGAUUAAAUGUAGAUUUUUUUUGUCACUGGCCUAAUGUCAAAGUGGAAUUGUUAUUUGAAAUGUUUACUCAUUUAAUUAAAAAUGCAAAGCUGAAAUGUCUUGAGUCAAUAAGUAUUCAACCGCUUUGUUAUGGCAAGCCUAAAUAAUUUCAGGAGUAAGUAAAAAAUGUGCUUAACAAGUCACAUACUAAGUUGCAUGGACUCACUCUGUGUGCAAUAAUAGUGUUUAACAUUAUUUUUUAAUGACUACCUCAUCUCUGUACGCCACACAUACAAUUAUCUGUAAGGUCUCUCAGUCAAGAAGUGAAUUUCAAACACAGAUUCAAUGACAAAGACCAGGGAGGUUUUCCAAUGCCUUGCAAAGAAGGGCACCUAUUGGUAGAUGGGUAAAAAAAAAGCAGACAUUGAAUAUCCCUUUGAGCAUGGUGAAGUUAUUAAUUACACUUUGGAUGGUGUAUCAAUACACCCAGUCACUACAAAUAUACAGGCAUCCUUCCUAACAGAUGCCGGAGAGGAAGGAAACCGCUCAAGGACUUCACCAUGAGGCCAAUGGUGACUUUAAAACAGUUAGAGUUUAAUGGCUGUGAUAGGAGAAAACUGAGGUUGGAUCAACAACAUUGUAGUUACUCCACAAUGCUAACCUAAUUGACAGAGUGAAAAGGAAGCCUGUACAGAAUAUAAUAUUCCAAGACUUGCAACAAGGAACUAAAGUAACACUGCAAAAAAUGUGGCAACGCAAUUCACUUUUAGUCCUGAAUACAAAGUGUUAUGUUUGGGGCAAAUCCAAUAAAACACAUUACUGAGUACCACUCCAUAUUUUUAAGGGAUGGAUGUUAUGGAUAUGCUUGUAAUCGUUAUGGGCUGGGGGAGUUUUUCAGGAUAAAAAAUAAACGGAAUGGAGCUAAGCACAGGCAAAAACCCUUCAGCAGGACAUUAAUUGAAAAUACAAGGUCAAAUCUACACUGGAGUUGCUUACUCAGAAGACAGUGAGUGUUCCUGAGUGGCCGAGUUACAUUUUUGACUUAAAUCUACUUGAAAAUGUAUGGCAAGACCUGAAAAUGGUUGUCUAGCAAUGAUCAACAACCAAUUUGACAGAGCUUGAAGCGUUUUGAAAAGAGUAAUGGGCAAAUAUUGCACAAUCCAGGUGUGGAAAGCUCUUAGAGACUUACCCAGAAAGACUCACAGCUAUAAUCACUGCCAAAGGUGCUUCUAUAAGGUAUUGACUCAGGGGUUGAUAUAUGACUUAUUUUUUAUUCUUUACAAAUGUAAGAAUUUUUCUUCCAAUUUCAGAUUAUUUUGUGUAGUUUAUUGACAAAAAAUGACAAUUAAAUCCAUUUUAAUACCACUUUGUAACACAAUAAAUGUGGAAAAAGUCAAGGGGUGUGAAUAAUUUCUGAAGGCACUGUAGAUAUUGCCUAAUAACUCUAGCUCUAUCACAGUUUGAUGACUUGUGAUUGGAGGACAACAACAAAAGGGGAGGGGGAAAUUUACAGGCUAUGCUGGGGGUCAUGAGUCCUGUGCUGAAGGGCAAGUGGGCAGGCAUCGCCACAGACACCUACAUGGGCAUCUUUUGUUAAGUUAAACCACUUCUGCCAGUACAUCUUGCAGUACUUGAGGAACACCUUGUUUCCAUAAGCCAUUCCAUAGACAUUCCCUUCCUAAACUAGACUAUAUAGUCUUCAGUCUCUCUAUCUGUGCUGAGCGAUUAACUGAAAUGUUGGUUAUUUUCCGUUUUCUUAACAACUAAUUGACAGACAUCUUGAAAUCCAUUUCAUUCAGUUUUUUUCUGUGAACUCAAUGCGCACAUUGUGCUGCAGUUUCUCUAGAGAUAAAUCGGAUCAUGCCUGAACUGUGCGAUGUAGUAGGGAGUUAUAGUUUCCAACAUGUUCUACAUAGUUUAGCGCAGAAAACGUGAUAAUUGACUACAAUGACCAUAAUCCAUUGUGCGGCUACAUGUCCUGCUACGAAAGAGGCAGAAGAAUGCGCGAUCAAGAGGGGAUACAUAGAGAGCAGUUUCUUCGAGGUGUGUCUACAUGUUCUAAGUGAUUGAUAGUUGGUAUUCAGGUGUCAUAAAAAAAAGUAUGCUUUUAUUUACUUUGAACUACUAAAAGAGUGAUUUUGUCAGACAGCAUAGGCAGCAGCUCUGUAGAGAGGAUGACUUUGAAUGAAAUAGUCAUAAAAUAAAACAAAUGUAAUAUUCACAACAACUGAAAUAUUUCAUUAAAGUAAUGUGAAUAACUGAUGGUUAAUAAGUGAUAAGCAGUCAUGGGCAGUCACUACCAUCAUGGGACUUUUAUUGUUUUAUUCUGUGUUACAGCAUUCAACCCGCAUAGUGCAUUAUUUUUAUUUUAUUUUUUCAAUCGGAAAUUUUUUAUAUAUUAGAACCGAAACUAUGUCAAAAAGCACUAGUGUGUCUGUGUGCAUGUCUGUGUGUGUCACUAGGUCAUGCUGGCACUAGGAUGACAUUCUUUACCAACAGUAUCAUUUGUUGGCAUUGGGAAAUGACACAAAAUGAACACCUCAUUAAAAUACCUUUUUCUGUUUUACGUUGUUUCACUUUGAAGACACUUUCUAUGAGUGGUGAUGGCCCCUAGUAUAGUAGCUAGACAGUCAGCAUGGGCUAUAAUCUAUAGUGUAAAUGAUGCCUUCUCAACAUGGCUCCUCAUGUUUAACACACUCUGUCACUUAAAUAAUGUUGCCUUAUACCACUUUUUAACAUGUGCUCAUAUAUAGUAAUCUCGCCUUCUUUCACCAAAGAACGCAGUUCUCUAAGCUUGCUGAAACUCUCCCAAAAUGCAGGUUUUAAUUUUGAGCCCUACUAUGCUAGUAGGUCUUGCAUAAGCAAAUGUUAUGUGUGGGGUUCCCAUAGUUUAAUCCAGUUUAAGUACUUUCUAGAAUGGCCUUACUGAAGAGCUCAGUGACUUUCAACGUGGCACCGUCAUAGGAUGCCACCUUUGCAACAAGUCAGUUCGACAAAUUUCUGCCCCGCUAGAGCUGCCCCGUUCAAUAGUAAGUGCUGUUAUUGUGAAGUGGAAACGUCUAAGCGCAACAACGGCUCAGCCGCGAAGUGGUUGGCCACACAAGCUCACAGAACGGGACAGACGAGUGCUGAAGCGCGUAGCGCGUACAAAUCGUCUGUCCUCGGUUGCAACACUCACUACCGAGUUCCAAACUGCCUCUGGAAGCAUUGUCCGCACAAGAACUGUUCGUCGGCAGCUUCACGCAAUGGGUUUCCAUGGCCGAGCAGCCGCACACAAGCCUAAGAUCCCCAUGCGCAAUGCCAAGCGUCGGCUGGAGUGCUGUAAAGCUUGCCGCCAUUGGACUGUGUAGCAGUGGAAACACGUUCUCUGGAGUGAUGAAUCAAGCUUCACCAUCUGGCAGGCCGAUGGACGACUCUGGGUUUGGCGGACGCCAGGAGAACGCUACCUGCCCCAAUGCAUAGUGCCAACUGUAAAGGUUGGUGGAGGAGGAAUAGUGGUAUGGGCUGUUUUUCAUGCUUCGGGCUAGGCCCCAGAGUUCCAGUGAAGGGAAAUCUUAACGCUACAGCAUACAAUGACAUUCUAGAUGAUUCGGUCCUUCCAACUUCGUGGUAACAGUUUGGGAAAGGCCCUUUCCUGUUUCAGCAUGACAAUGCCCCCUUGCACAAAGCGAGGUCCAUACAGAAAUGGUUUGUCGAGAUUGGUGUGGAAGAACUUGACUGGCCUGCAUAGAACCCUGACCUUAACCCCAUCCAACACCUUUGGGAUGAAUUGGAACGCUGUUCACCCGACCUCACUAAUGCUCUUGUGGCUGAAUAGAAGCAAGUCCAUGCAGCAAUGUUCCAACAUCUAGUGGAAAGCCUUCCCAGAAGAGUGGAGGCUGUUAUAGCAGUAAAGGGGGGACCAACUCGAUAUUAAUGCCCAUGAUUGAGAUGUUCGACGAGCAGGUGUCCACAUACUUUUGGCAAUGUAGUUGUUAAAAAAGUGUUAAACAAAUCAAAAUAUAUUUUAUAUUUGAGAUUCUUCUAAUAGGCACCCUUUGCCUUGAUGACAGGUUUUCACACUCUUGGCAUUCUCUCAAUCAGCUUCAUGAGGUAGUCACCUGGAAUGCAUUUCAAUUAACAGGUGUGCCUUAUUAAAACUUGUGGAAUUUCUUUCCUUAAUGCGUUUGAGCCAAUCAGUUGUGUUACAGUGGCUUGUGAAAGUAUUCACCCCCUUGGCAUUUUUCCUUUUUUGUUGCCUUACAACCUGGAAUUAAAAUUGAUUUUUUGGGAGGUUUGUGUCAUUUGAUUUACACAACAUGCCUACCACUUUUAAGAUGCAAAAUAUGUUUUAUUGUGAAACAAACAAGAAAUAAGACAAAAACGCCAGACAUAGCAUUUUCCUUGAUGGCCAAAAAGCUCAAUUUUAGUCUCAUCUGACCAGAGUACAUUCUUCCAUAUGUUUGGGGAGUCUCCCACAUGCCUUUUGGCGAACACCAAUUGUGUUUGCUUAUUUUUUUCUUUAAGCAAUGGCUUUUUUCUGGCCACUCUUCCGUAAAGCCCAGCUCUGUGGAGUGUACGGCUUAAAGUGGUCCUAUGGACAGAUACUCCAAUCUCCGCUGUGGAGCUUUGCAGCUCCUUCAGGGUUAUCUUUGGUCUCUUUGUUGCCUCUCUGAUGAAUGCCCUCCUUGCCCGGUCCAUGAGUUUUGGUGGGCGGCCCUCUCUUGGCAGGUUUGUUGUGAUGCCAUAUUCUUUCCAUUUUUUAAAAUAAUGGAUUUAAUGGUGCUCCGUGGGAUGUUCAAUGUUUCAGAUAUCUUUUUAUAACCCAACCCUGAUCUGUACUUCCCCAAAACUUUGUCCCUGACAUGUUUGGAGAGCUCCUUGGUCUUCAUGGUGCCGCUUGCUUGGUUGUGCCCCUUGCUUACUGGUGUUGCAGACUCUGGGGCCUUUCAGAACAGGUGUAUAUAUACUGAGAUUGUGUGACAGAUCAUGUGACACUUAGAUUGCACACGUGGACUUUAUUUAACUAAUUAUGUGACUUCUGAAGGUAAUUAGUUGCACCAAAUCUUAUUUAGGAGCUUCAUAGCAAAGGGGGUGAAUACAUAUGCACGCACCACUUUUCCGUUAUUUUUUUUAAUGUAUUUUUUUGGACCAAUUUUGACUAUUUUGUGUAUGUCCGUUAUAUGAAAUCCAAAUAAAAAUCAAUUUAAAUUAUAGGUUUUAAUGCAACAAUAUAGGAAAAACAAAGCUCUGUACAACAUGGUAGGGGGGUAUACAGACCAUAGCCCUAUUUGGUAAAAGACGAAGUCUAUAUUAUGGCAAGAACAGCUCAAAUAAGCAAAGAGAAACGACAGUCCAUCAUUACGUUAAGACAUGAAGGACAGGCAAUACGGAAAUUUCAAGUGCAGUCGCAAAAACCAUCAGGCGCUAUGAUGAAACUGGCUCUCAUGAGGACCGCCACAGGAAUAGAAGACCCUGAGUUACCUCUGCUGCAGAGGAUAAGUUCAUUAGAGUUACCAGCCUCAGAAAUUGCAGCCCAAAUAAAUCCUUCACAGAGUUCAAGUCACAGACACAUUUCAACAUCAACUGUUCAGAGGGGGCCGUGUGAAUCAGGCCUUCAUGGUCGAAUUGCUGCAAAGAAACCACUACUAAAGGACACCAAUAAGAAGAAGAGACCUGCUUGGGCCAAGAAACACGAGCAAUGGACGUUAGACCGGUGGAAAUGUGUCCUUUGGUCUGGAGUCCAAAUUUGAGAUUUUUGGUUCCAACCCCAGUGUCUUUGUGAGACGUGGUGUGGGUGAACGGAUGAUCUCCGCAUGUGUAGUGCCCACCGUAUAGCAUGGAGGAGGAGGUGGUAUGGUUUGGGGGUGCUUUGCUGGUGACACUGUCUGUGAUUUAUUUAGAAUUCAUGGCACACUUAACCAGCAUGGCUACAACUGCAUUCUACAGCGAUACGCCAUCCCAACUGCUUUGGGCUUAUUGGGACUAUCGUUUGUUUUUCAACAGGACAAUGACCCAACACACCUCCAGGCUGUGUAAGGACUAUUUUACCAAGAAGGGUAGUGAUGGAUUGCUGCAUCAGAUGACCUGGCCUCCACAAUUCCUCAACCUCAACCCAAUUGAGAUGGUUUGGGAUGAGUCGGACCGCAGAGUGAAGGAAAAGCAGCCAACAAGUGUUCUGCAUAUGUGGGAACUCCUUCAAGUCUGUUGAAAAGGCAUUCCAGGUGAAGCUGGUUGAGAGAAUGCCAAUAGUGUGCAAAGCUGUCAUCAAGGCAAAGGGUGGCUAUUUGAAGAAUCUCAAAUAUAAAAUACAUUUUGAUUUGUUUAACACUUUUUUGGUUACUACAUGAUUCUGUAUGUGUUUCAUAGUUGUGAUGUCUUCUAUUAUUCUACAAAUGUAGAAGAUAGUAAAAAUAAAGAAAAACCCUUGAGUAAGUGUGUCCAAACUUUUGACUGGAACUGUAUAUAUGUAUGUAUGUAUGUAUGCAUGUAUGUAUGUACAGUUGAAGUCGGAAGAUUACAUACACCUUAGCCAAAUACAUUUAAACUCAGUUUUCACAAUUCCUGACAUUUAAUCCUAGUAAAAAUUCCCUGUCUUAGGUCAGUUAGGAUCACCACUUUAUUUUAAGAAUGUGGCAUGUCAGAAUAAUAGUAGAGAGAAUUAUUUAUUUCAGCUUUUAUUUCUUUCAUCACAUUCCCAGUGGGUCAGAAGUUUACAUACACUCAAUUAGUAUUUGGUAGCAUUGCCUUUAAAUUGUUUAACUUGGGUCAAACGUUUCAGGUAGCCUUCCACAAGCUUCCCACAAUAAGUUGGGUGAAUUUUGGCCCAUUCCUCCUGACAGAGCUGGUGUAACUGAGUCAGGUUUGUAGGCCUCCUUGCUCGCACAUGCUUUUUCAAUUCUGCCCACACAUUUUCUAUAGGAUUGAGGUCAGGGCUUUGUGAUGGCCACUAAAAAUCCUUGACUUUGUUGUCCUUAAGCCAUUUUGCCACAACUUUGGAAGUAUGCUUGGGGUCAUUGUCCAUUUGGAAGACUCAUUUGCGACCAAGCUUUAACUUCCUGACUGAUGUCUUGAGAUGUUGCUUCAAUAUAUCCACAUACAUUUCCUUCCUCAUGAUGUCAUCUAUUUUGUGAAGUGCACCAGUCCCUCCUGCAGCAAAGCACCCCCACAGCAUGAUGCUGCCACCCCCGUGCUUCACGGUUGGGAUGGUGUUCUUCGGCUUGCAAGCCUUCCCCUUUUUCCUCCAAACAUAACGAUGGUCAUUAUGGCCAAACAGUUCUAUUUUUGUUUCAUCAGACCAGAGGACAUUUCUCCAAAAAGUACGAUCUUUGUCCCCAUGUGCAGUUGCAAACCGUAGUCUGGCUUUUUAAUGGCGGUUUUGGAGCAGUGGCUUCAUCCUUGCCGAGUGGCCUUUCAGGUUAUGUCAAUAUAGGACUCGUUUCACUGUGGAUAUACACUGCUCAAAAAAAUAAAGGGAACACUUAAACAACACAAUGUAACUCCUAGUCAAUCACACUUCUGUGAAAUCAAACUGUCCACUUAGGAAGCAACACUGAUUGACAAUACAUUUCACAUGCUGUUGUGCAAAUGGAAUAGACAACAGGUGCAAAUUAUAGGCAAUUAGCAAGACACCCCCAAUAAAGAAGUGGUUCUGCAGGUGGUGACCACAGACCACUUCUCAGUUCCUAUGCUUCCUGGCUGAUGUUUUGGUCACUUUUGAAUGCUGGCAGUGCUUUCACUCUAGUGGUAGCAUGAGACGGAGUCUACAACCCACACAAGUGGCUCAGGUAGUGCAGCUCAUCCAGGAUGGCACAUCAAUGCGAGCUGUGGCAAGAAGGUUUGCUGUGUCUGUCAGCGUAGUGUCCAGAGCAUGGAGGCGCUACCAGGAGACGUGGAGGAGGCCGUAGGAGUGCAACAACCCAGCAGCAGGACUGCUACCUCCGCCUUUGUGCAAGGAGGAGAUGGAGGAGCACUGCUAGAGCCCUGCAAAAUGACCUCCAGCAGGCCACAAAUGUGCAUUUGUCUGCUCAAACGGUCAGAAACAGACUCCAUGAGGGUGGUAUGAGGGCCCGACGUCCACAGGUGGGGGUUGUGCUUACAGCCCAACGCCGUGCAGGACGUUUGGCAUUUGCCAGAUAACACCAAGAUUGGCAAAUUGCCACUGGCGCCCUGUGCUCUUCACAGAUGAAAGCAGGUUCACACUGAGCACAUGUGACAGACGUGACAGAGUCUGGAGACGCCGUGGAGAACGUUCUGCUGCCUGCAACAUCCUCCAGCAUGACCGGUUUGGCGGUGGGUCAGUCAUGGUGUGGGGUGGCAUUUCUUUGGGGGGCCGCACAGCUCUCCAUGUGCUCGCCAGAGGUAGCCUGACUGCCAUUAGGUACCGAGAUGAGAUCCUCAGACCCCUUUUGAGACCAUAUGCUGGUGCGGUUGGCCCUGGGUUCCUCCUAAUGCAAGACAAUGCUAGACCUCAUGUGGCUGGAGUGUGUCAGCAGUUCCUGCAAGAGGAAGGCAUUGAUGCAAUGGACUGGCCCGCCCGUUCCCCAGACCUGAAUCCAAUUGAGCACAUCUGGGACAUCAUGUCUUGCUCCAUCCACCAACGCCAUGUUGCACCACAGACUGUCCAGGAGUUGGCGGAUGCUUUAGUCCAGGUCUGGGAGGAGAUCCCUCAGGAGACCAUCCGCCACCUCAUCAGGAGCAUGCCCAGGCGUUGUAGGGAGGUCAUACAGGCACGUGGAGGCCACACACACUACUGAGCCUCAUUUUGACUUGUUUUAAGGACAUUACAUCAAAGUUGGAUCAGCCUGUAGUGUGGUUUUCCACUUUAAUUUUGAGGGUGACUCCAAAUCCAGACCUCCAUGGGUUGAUAAAUUUGAUUUCCAUUGAUAAUUUUUGUGUGAUUUUGUUGUCAGCACAUUCAACUAUGUAAAGAAAAAAGUAUUUAAUAAGAUUAUUUCAUUCAUUCAGAUCUAGGAUGUGUUAUUUUAGUGUUCCCUUUAUUUUUUUGAGCAGUGUAGAUACUUUUGUACCUGUUCUCUCCAUCUUCACAAGGUCCUUUGCUGUUGUUCUGGGAUUGAUUUGCACUUUUCGCACCAAAGUACGUUCAUCACUAGGAGACAGAACGCUUCUCCUUCCUGAGCGGCAUGAUGGCUGCGUGGUCGCGUGGUUUUUAUACUUGCAUACUAUUGUUUGUACAGAUGAACGUGGUACCUUCAGGUGUUUAGAAAUUGCUCCCAAGGAUGAACCAGACUUGUGGAGGUCUUUUUUUCUGUGGUCUUGGCUGAUUUCUUUUGAUUUUCCCAUGAUGUCAAGCAAAGAGGUACUAAGUUUGAAGGUAGGCCUUGAAAUACAUCCACAGGUACACCUCCAAUUAACUCAUAUGAUGUAUAUUAGCCUAUAAGAAGCUUCUAAAGCCAUGACAUAAUUUUCUGGAAUUUUACAAGCUGUUUAAAGGCACAGUCAAAUUAGUGUAUGUAAACUUCUGACCCACUGGAAUUGUGAUACAGUGAAUUAUAAGUGAAAUAAUCUGUCUGUAAACAAUUGUUGGAAAAAUGACUUGUGUCAUGCACAAUGUACAUGUCCUAACCGACUUGUGAAAACUAUAGUUUGUUAACAAGAAAUUUGUGGAGUGGUUGAAAAAAUGAGUUUUAUUGACUCCAACCUAUGUGUGUAAACUUCUGACUUCAACUGUAUGUAUGCAUGUAUGUAUGCAUGCAUGCAUGUACAGUUGAUGUCGGUAGUUUACAUACACUUAGGUUGGAGUCAUUAAAACUUGUUUAUCAACCACUCCACAAAUUUCUUGUUAACAAACUAUAGUUUUGGCAAGUCGGUUAGGACAUCUACUUUGUGCAUGACACAAGUAAUUUUUAAAACAAUUGUUUGCAGACAGAUUAUUUCACUGUAUCACAUUUCCAUUGGGUCAGAAGUUUACAUACACUAAGUUGACUGUGCCUUUAAACAGCUUGGAAAAUUCCAGAAAAUUAUGUCAUGGCUAUAUAAGCUUCUGCUAGGCUAAUUACAUCAUUUGAGUCAAUUAGAGGUGUACCUGUGGAUGUAUUUCAAGGCCUACCUUCAAACUCCGUGCUUCUUUGCCUGACAUCAUAGGAAAAUCAAAAGAAAUCUGCCAAGACCUCAGAAGAAAAUUUUGUUUAUUUGGUUCAUCCUUGGGAGCAAUUUCCAAACGCCUGAAGGUACCACGUUAAUCUGUACAAACAACAGUACGCAAGUGUAAACACCAAGGGACCAUACAGCCGUCAUACCGCUCAGGAAGGCGACGCGUUCUGUCUCCUAGAGUUGAACGUACUUUGGUGCAAAAAGUGCAAAUCAAUCCCAGAACAACAGCAAAGGUCGUUGUGAAGAUGCUGGAGGAAGCAGGUACAAAAGUAUCUAUAUCCACAGUAAAACGAGUCUUAUACAGUGAGGGAAAAAAGUAUUUGAUCCCCUGCUGAUUUUGUACGUUUGCCCACUGACAAAGAAAUGAUCAGUCUAUAAUUGUAAUGGUAGGUUUAUUUGAACAGUGAGAGACAGAAUAACAACAAAAAAAUCCAGAAACACGCAUGUCAAAAAUGUUAUAAAUUGAUUUGCAUUUUAAUGAGGGAAAUAAGUAUUUGACCCCCUCUCAAUCAGAAAGAUUUCUGGCUCCCAGGUGUCUUUUAUACAGGUAACGAGCUGAGAUUAGGAGUACACUCUUAAAGGGAGUGCUCCUAAUCUCAGCUUGUUACCUGUAUAAAAGACACCUGUCCACAGAAGCAAUCAAUCAAUCAGAUUCCAAACUCUCCACCAUGGCCAAGACCAAAGAGCUCUCCAAGGAUGUCAGGGACAAGAUUGUAGACCUACACAAGGCUGGAAUGGGCUACAAGACCAUCGCCAAGCAGCUUGGUGAGAAGGUGACAACAGUUGGUGUAAUUAUUCGCAAAUGGAAGAAACACAAAAUAACUGUCAAUAUCCCUCGGCCUGGGGCUCCAUGCAAGAUCUCACCUCGUGGAGUUGCAAUGAUCAUGAGAACGGUGAGGAAUCAGCCCAGAACUACACGGGAGGAUCUUGUCAAUGAUGUCAAGGCAGCUGGGACCAUAGUCACCAAGAAAACAUUUGGUAACACACUACGCCGUGAAGGACUGAAAUCGUGCAGCGCCCGCAAGGUCCCCCUGCUCAAGAAAGCACAUAUACAGGGCCGUCUGAAGUUGGCCAAUGAACAUCUGAAUGAUUCAGAGGAGAACUGGGUGAAAGUGUUGUGGUCAGAUGAGACCAAAAUGGAGCUCUUUACAUAAUCUCAACUCGCCGUGUUUGGAGGAGGAGGAAUGCUGCCUAUGACCCCAAGAACACCAUCCCCACCAUCAAACAUGGAGGUGGAAACAUUAUGCUUUGGGGGUGUUUUUCUGCUAAGGGGACAGGACAACUUCACCGCAUCAAAGGGACGAUGGACGGGGCCAUGUACCGUCAAAUCUUGGGUGAGAACCUCCUUCCCUCAGCCAGGGCAUUGAAAAUGGGUUGUGGAUGGGUAUUCUAUCAUGACAAUGACCCAAAACACACGGCCAAGGCAACAAAGGAGUUGCUCAAGAAGGAGCACAUUAAGGUCCUGGAGUGGCCUAGCCAGUCUCCAGACCUUAAUCCCAUAGAAAAUCUGUGGAGGGAGCUGAAGGUUCGAGUUGCCAAACGUCAGCCUCGAAACCUUAAUGACUUGGAGAAGAUCUGCAAAGAGGAGUGGAACAAAGUCCCUCCUGAGAUGUGUGCAAACCUGAUGGCCAACUACAAGAAACGUUUGACCUCUGUAACAAGGAUUUUGCCACCAAGUACUAAGUCAUGUUUUGCAGAGGGGUCAAAUACUUAUUUCCCUCAUUAAAAUGCAAAUAAAUUCAUAACAUUUUUGACAUGCGUUUUUCUGGAUUUUUUUGUUGUUCUUCUGUCUCUCAAUGUUCAAAUAAACCUACCAUUAAAUUAAUUAUAGACUGAUCAUGUCUUUGUCAGUGAGCAAACGUACAAAAUCAGCAGGGGAUCAAAUACUUUUUUCCCUCACUGUGUCGACAUAACCUGAAAAGCCCGUCCAGCAAGGAAGAAGCCACUGCUCCAUAACCAACAUAAAAAAGCCAGACUACGGUUUGCAACUGCACAUGGGAACAAAGAUUGUACUUUUUGGAGAAAUGUACUCUGGUCUGAUGAAACAAAAAUAGAACUGUUUGGCCAUAAUGACCAUCGUUAUGUUUGGAGGAAGAAGGGGGUGCUUGCAAGCCCAAGAACACCAUCCUAACCGUGACGCACGUGGGUGGCAGCAUCAUGCUGUGGGGGUGCUUUGCUGCAGGAGGGACUGGUGCACUUCACAAAAUAGAUGGCAUCAUGAGGAAGGAAAAUUAUGUGAAGCAACGUCUCAAGACAUCAGUCAGGAAGAUAAAGCUUGGUCGCAAAUGGGUCUUCCAAUUGGACAAUGACCCCAUGCAUACUUCCGAAGUUGUGGCAAAAUAGCUUAAGGACAACAAAGUCAAGGUAUUGGAGUGGCCAUCACAAUGCCCUGACCUCAAUCCUAUAGAACAUUUGUGGGCAGAACUGAAAAUGUGUGUGUGAGCAAGGAGGCUUACAAACCGGACUCAGUUACAUCAGCUCUGUCAGGAGGAAUGGGCCAAAAUUCACCCAACUUAUUGUGGGAAGCUUGUGGAAGGCUACCUGAAACGUUUGACCCAAGUUAAACAAUUUAAAGGUAAUGCUGCCAAAUACUAAUUGAGUGUAUGUAAACUUCUGAACCACUGGGAAUGUUAUGAAAGAAAUUAAAAGCUGAAAAAAAUCAUUCUCUCUACUAUUAUUCUGACAUUUAACAUUCUUAAAAUAAAGUGGUGAUCCUAACUGACCUGAGACAGGGAAUUUUUUUUAGGAUUAAAUAUCAGGAAUUGUGAAAAACUGAGUUUAAAUGUAUUUGACUAAGGUGUAUGUAAACUUCCGACUUCAACUGUACAUACAUACACACACACACACAGUGCAUUCGUCAUGUAUUCAGACCCUUUGACUUUUUCCAUAUUUUGUCGUUACCUUAUUCUAAAAUUGAUUAAAUAGUUUUUUUCCCUCAUCAAUCUACACACAAUACCCCAUAAUGACAAAGCAAAAACAGAUUAAUUUUUUUGUGUACAUUUAUUAUAAAUAAAUAAAAAACACAUUUACAUAAAUAUUCAGACCCUUUCCUCAGUAUUUUGUUGAAGCACCUUUGGCAGCGAGUACAGCCUCGUGUCUUCUUGGGUAUGACACUACAAGCUUGGCAGACCUGUAUUUGGUGAGUUUCUCCCAUUCUUCUCUGGAGAUCCUCUCAAGCUCUGUCAGGUUGGAUGGGGAGCGUCGCUGCACAGCUAUUUUCAGGUCUCUCCAGAGAUGUUAAAUCGGGUUCAAGUCCGGGCUCUGGCUGGGCCACUCAACGACAUUCAGAGACUUAUUCCGAAGCCACUCCUGCGUCGUCUUGGCUGUGUGCUUAGGGUCAUUGUCCUGUUGGAAGGUAAACCUUCACCUCAGUCUGAGGCCCUGAGCGCACUGAAGCAGGUUUUCAUGAAGGACCUCUCUGUUCUUUGCUUUGUUCAUCUUUCCCUCGUUCCGGACUAGUCUCCUAGUCCCUGCCGCUGAAAAACAUCCCGACAGCAAGAUGCUGCCACCACCAUGCUUCACCGUAGGGAUGGUGCCAGGUUGGCCAAACAGUUCAAUCUUGGUUUUAUCAGACCAGAGAAUCUUGUUUCUCAUGGUCUGAGAAUUCUUUAGGUGCCUUUUGGCAAACUCCAAGCGGGCUGUCAUGUGAUUUUUACUGCGGAGUGGCUUCCGUCUGGCCACUCUACCAUAAAGGCCUGAUUGGUGGAGUGCUGCAGAGAUGAUUGUCCUUCUGGAUGUUUUCUCCCAUCUCCACAGAGGAUCUCUAGAGCUCUGUCCAUCGAGUUCUUGGUCACCUCCCUGACCAAGGCCCUUCUCCCCUGAUUGCUCAGUUUUUCCAGGCGGCCAGCUCUAGGAAGAGUCUUGGUGGUUCCAAACUUCUUCCAUUUAAGAAUGACGGAGGCCACUGUGUUCUUGGUGACCUUCAAUGCUGCAGACAUUUUUUGGUACCCUUCCUCAGAUCUUUGCCUCAACACAAUCCUGUCUCGGAAGUCUACGGACAAUUCCUUCGACCUUAUGGCUUGGUUUUUGGCUUGGUUUUUUGACUGUUUGAGGUUGUGGACAGUUGACUUUUAUACUGAUAACAAGUUCAAACAGGUGCCAUUAAUACAGGUAACGAGUGGAGGACAGAGGAGCCUCUUAAAGAAGAAGUUACAGGUCUGUGAGAGCCAGAAAUUUUUUUUUCUCAAUUUGUCUGUCAUAGUUGACGUGUACCUAUGAUGAAAAUUACAGGCCUCUCUCAUCUUUUUAAGUGGGAGAACUUGCACAAUUGGUGGCUGACUAAAUACUUUUUUUCCCCACUGUAUAUAUAUAUAUUUUUUAAAUAUGUGCAAAAAAAUCUAAAUCUGUUUUUGCUUCGUAAUUAUGGGGUAUUGUGUGUAGAUUGAGGAAAAUUAAUUGAAUAUAUUUUAGAAUAAGGCUGUAACGUAACAAAAUGUGGAAAAAGUCAAGGUCUGAAUACUUUCCGAAUGCACUCUGUAUGUAUAUAUGUAUAUAUAAAAAAUCUAGCACUGAAACAAAACGUAGGCUGAAAAGAUGUCAUAGGAAAAGACACCGUAUUCACACUGAUUUGUCACUUCAAGCCCAAAUAUAUCAUACUUUGACUAAAACAAUGUCUUAUUGACUUAAAUCGUUGUGCAACAUCAUGGGUAAGCUUUGGCCCAUCGUCUUUCAGCUCGAAAAAGUGGAUUUCACAAGGGCCCCAGGACCAGCGAAUGCAAAAUAACCCCAUAACAUCAAAGAUCCACCACCAUAUUUUACCGUAGGCAUGAGGUACUCUAAUGCAUAUGCUUUAUUUUUCAACUCCAAACCCACCUAUGGUAUGCGUGGCCAAAGACCUCUAUUUUCAUGUAAUCUAACCAUAGUACCGGUUCCAAUCCAAGUGCCAAUGCCGUUUAUCAAACUCCACGGUGCUAUGGUCAGAUGACAUGAAAAUGUAGCUCUUUGGCCUCGCACGCCAGUGGUGGGUUUGGUUUAGAAAAACAGAAGCAUAUGCAGAAAAGUACCUCAUGCCUAUGGUAAAAUAUGUUGGUGGAUCUUUGAUGUUAGGGGUUAUUUUGCUUCCGCUGGUCUUGUGGCCUUUGUUUAGGUAAACUUCAUCAUGAACUUUACCAGGAUAUUUUAGCCAAAAACCUGGUUGCCUUUGCCAGGAGGCUGACACUUGGCCGCAAGUGGGUCUUCCAGCAAGACGUUAACCCCAAGCACACAUCCGGACUUGAACCCCAUUGAAACCUGUGGUUUGAACUGAAGAGAGCAUUUGUUACGUGAAUUAUUUAACAAACUAUUUCAGUGUCUCUGUGCGUCUCCCAAAAGGUUGUAAGUCUUUUGGGAUUUAAGUAACGGACAGAGUCUCGAUCUGCAUAGUCAGAGAUUUAUUCAUUGAGAAUUCUGCCAUCACAAUUUCAGAGUCCAUCUUUCAUACUCAUACAAAAACAAAUCCCUCCCCUCUGUAGGCGGGCUGUAGUUUUCCACUCUAAAACUGCUCUACUGACCAUCAGUUCACACACACACAUAUACACACAUGCAUACACACAUACAUACACACACACACACACACACACACACAUAGCCUACUCCCUGCAUUACUCAGUUAUUGCCGUUCUCACAAUAUUCUGCACCAUGUUUUCAUAACAGUUUCUCUACUCCCUAAAUUCCUCAGUUAUCAGUUGCCUUUGUUGUCUGGCCUAACUCUUACUCACAUUGCUAAAUAGUGGCUCAAUGCCAUAGCCUUUACUGGUCCUACACUCACACAUUUCUAACACAUUACACACUGUUUCAGGGUGUAAUAAUUAGUCAUUAAUAAUUCAUCUAUCAGCAUUCCAUAAGCGCAGAUGAAGGAUAUCAAGGAUCCUCGCAAAGGUAGGGUGCUGGAGUAUUGAAAACAGGGCUGCCAAUAAUUGAGAGAUUUAUUUUAUUUUAUUAUUUGUUAAACAAAAUCUCUCUGAGCAAUUGUAUUAGUAUAAAAUAAUAUUAUUUUCAAAAAUGUUGCGCCUGCAAUAUAGCUCAGUAUUUCUAUUUAUUUUAAACCGGUUUUUUGCUCAUCUUUAUCAAGGGUGCCAAUAAUUAUGGACCUGACCGUUGAAAUUGUCACAGGUUUUGUCGUUGCACCAUUGUAGUGAGACAGUAUUUGAUUGGAAUCAACAGUAUUUCUGCAUCAUUAGUGUAUGGAGGAAGGGCUUUAAUAGGGUUAGCUACAGUAUGUGAGGAAAAGGGUUCAUCCCCUUGGAAAGGCACCAUUUUCCAAUUACAUCAACUGUAACGUGUGUGUGUGAGAGAAUGUGUUUUCCAAUUACAUUAACUGUAACAUCUGUGCGUGUAUGUGUGUACAGGAGAGGGAAGAAGGCUCCAAGAAGGGAGCUGAGGACCCUGAUCCCUCACAGCUACACAGAGUGAGGAACACCGCAGCCAAGCUGUUCCAGCUCAACCAGGCCAUCAGGCAGCUUCACGCUGCUCUCUCUCUCGCCCUCCGAGGUACUGACCGUCUGGCCUAUGUGAAACAUUGCUACAAAAACACAAUGCCUGUGAUUUAACUGACCUAAAUGGCUUCCUUUUGAUUUCCUUUUUAUUUUGUGACUUCAACUUUGUGCUUGAUAGAUUUGAGCAAUAUUGUGGAACUGUAAACAUGUGUUUCUAUUAUCUACCCAUCAUUAGUCUAAUCAUCCAGGAAAGCUAGAUUCUGGCCACUAUAGGGACCCAAAGAAAUCAAACGACAAAUGAAAUACAUGUAUUUAACUCUUUCUCAGGUAAAAGCAGUGACUCCAGCCUCAGUGCCUGCCGAGAGGCUAUCUCCACCUCCUCCAAGACCAUCGACAAAGUCAUUAACGGCCUCCCCAGGGGCGGCACAGGGGUGGCCACCGUCUCAUCUAACCUACAGCUGCCCUGCCUGCAGACAGUCAUGGCAGCCCGGGACGAGCUCCACUCUGCCCUGCAGUCCCUGAGUACUGCCUUCAACCCCCAGGGCCCUGAGGAGAAGAGGGGGUCUUCUGGCUCAGAGAAGAGCACACGGGAAAGGGGUCCGGUGAAGGAGGGGCCCCUG
Molecule: messenger RNA, 61121 nt
Organism: Coregonus sp. 'balchen'
Lineage: Eukaryota; Metazoa; Chordata; Actinopteri; Salmoniformes; Salmonidae
Source: the annotation of a GenBank genome assembly